Messenger RNA from Branchiostoma floridae (Florida lancelet), 62792 nucleotides. RefSeq lists its product as uncharacterized. The record is from RefSeq and is a predicted model, not a curated record. The transcript is spliced from 128 exons. Gene Ontology annotation, biological process: neuron development; heterophilic cell-cell adhesion; cell communication. Gene Ontology annotation, cellular component: membrane; neuron projection. NCBI's taxonomy places the organism in Eukaryota, Metazoa, Chordata, Leptocardii, Amphioxiformes, Branchiostomatidae. Bases 344 to 61996 code for a protein of 20550 amino acids. Gene Ontology annotation, molecular function: protein homodimerization activity; cell adhesion molecule binding; protein heterodimerization activity.
CUCAACCACUUGUUGUGUAGCCGUUCCAUGCGCGUUCGGACGCACACGAACAGUUGAGCUUAGUUUGUCAGGAAGUGACUAUGUUCUUGUUAGCACGUCAGCAAAACGGACACGUCUGAGAAACGUGUAUGGAAGCAGGCGUCUUUUUGACAGCAACGAGGUAAAACUACAGUGACAGAUUGUCUCGGAGACAGGUUGGCAACAAAUCAUACUCGUUUUUCUUGACACGGAGUUUGCGGACUCAGCCCUCGGGCGCAAACCUGUGUCUGAGGAGGAAGUAGACCGUUCUUCUGUCAGAAGGACCACAGUUUUUAACUCAUGCUGGCGUACUGUGCCGCGCUGCAUGAGUAAACACGGACUUUGCCGUAAAGUUUUGGGUACUUCUGAAGACCUUAACAGGACACACAAUGCCAUAGGGUACGGAGUAGGAAGAAUGCUGUUGAUUCUCCUCGUCUUGAGUUGUUUUGCGGGGCGGGCCUAUUCGGCCUGUCCCACCGCUGGGAGUCCAGGGGCUGCAGUCAACAUCCAGGCGGGAGAAACAUGCACCCUGUCCCCUGGCAACUACAGCUUGUUGAGCCUUACCGUUUACGGUACACUGGUGUUGGAAACAACGGAACCAAGUAUUGUGAGAAUCACCGUCACCAACACCUUGGAUGUCAGAUCAACGGGACGGAUCAGUAGUGACGGGCAGGGGUACAUCCACGACUCCGGACCGGGAGCGGGGGUCGCUACUUCGGGAGGUGGCCAUGGUGGUAGAGGCGGACAUGCCAGUGGCUCCUUCCUGACGGCCGCCCAGUCCCAGGCGUACGGCAGCGCCACCGAGCCCGUCCUGCCCGGGAGCGGCGGCGGCGGUGGGCAGGGGGGAGCCGGCGGAGGAGCCGUGCACAUCACCGCCCACACAAUCAACGUCAAUGGACCUAUAUCGGCAAACGGCCAGGAUGCCACAGGUGGUAAUGGCGGCGGCGGCAGUGGAGGGUCGGUGUACCUGUCUGCAACCUCAAGGUUGAACGGGAACGCCGACAUCACGGCCACUGGAGGCCAGGGCAGAGGGACGGGAGGGGGUGGCGGCGGCGGCCGGGUCAGCAUCAGUACCCCCUCCUCUCCGUCAUAUGCUGGAGACAUCCUCACAGUUGGAGGAAACCCAGGAGAUGUUGGCUCUGCAUCUCUACCACCAAGCAGUAUGAGUGGAAGUGGAUAUUCUUCAUCUUCGAAUAACUACAACGAUGGCAACCUACAUGCUUCUGGUAACACCAACGAAUACUGGCGUCCCCGCUAUAAUGAUGUUAAUCAGUACCUACAGGCCAACUUCGAUGAUCCGAGGUACAUCUACGGUCUGGAAACCCGUGGGAGACCUUCUUCGAGCUGGUACGUUCGGACCUACGAGCUGGAGUACACCGAGGACGGGUCCAACUGGCAGUACUUCAAGGACCCAAACACAGGCAUCAAUAAAGUAUUCACAGGAAACAACGACGGAGGCACCAUUGUUGCCAACAGCCUGGAUUAUUCCAUAUUUGCUAAAAAAGUCCGCGUGAGGCCCAAAGACUGGAGUAAUUACAUCGCGCUGGCGGUCAGGUUCAUCGGAAAAACCCAAACGACAGAUGGUGACUUAGUCGGGUCCGAGUGUACAACCAACACAGGACCAGAACCGGGAGGACCCGGUACUGUAGUGCGCCUCUACAGAAACACCGGCACGAGGAACCUAGUGGUAGACAACAACAACCGUCUACCAAAGAUUGGGCUAACCGCCUCCUGUCAAAGAUACCAUAUUGAGAAAUCCGGAUCAGCAGCAUGGGUAACCGAGUCAUCUCCCAGCUCAUUCAACAGCAUUUCACUCAGCAAUGGUGGCCAUCUUGUCAUCGGGACCGAUAUCUCUGCACAGACAGUCACUGGAGAUGACACGUCAGUUCUGCAUGUCAUCCCACAGAAGACCUUCAGCCUUGGACAAACCCUGUCAGCUCGGACGUACGUGGAGUCUCAAGGGAUACUGGAUCUGCUGGACAAUCCACAGACCUCGUUCACAAAAGAUGUCACAGUUUACGGCACCAUCGGUGACUCUGCUAAUCCUGCCCUGAAGGUUCAAAACACGCUGACUGUCCAGCCAGAGGGAGACCACAUCUACAGGUUCAGAAAGUUGCGCCUCGAAAGUAACUCCAAAGUGCUGUUGCAGAAUGCCACCAACCCAGGACACUGUGGAACAAGUCUGAUGAUAACUGGCUCGGCUGUGGCCAACGAAGAACAGAUAUAUGUUGGACGCAACGCAGAGUUGUCUGUGAGCUGCACCUUGACCUUCAAUAUGACAGAGAUGAUCAUAGGAGGGAAUGGUGGCACUAUCUCGACAGAUGCUGCUGAAUGGUCACAGAUCACAACAUCUUUCACCAUCAAUAAUGAUGCAACUCUGAUAUUCGACCAUGCUGUAACAGACUUAUCUGUGCCACAGAUAAAUGUUGGAGGCACCCUGGAAUCCAGAAAUGUCCUGGACAUAAUCUGCCAAAGCUUCAAUGUCCAAACCACAGGUACUGUGACCUUGGACUCGUCCAAUGGUGGAUCAGAAGUGUCAACUCUGCGAGCGGGAGACGUAACAGUGGACGGGCGCUUCACGGCCAAUUCACUGUCAGCUACGGAAGGUUGGUCCAUUCUGACUGUACAGGAGCAUGGUGAAUUCAGCCUCCGAGCUGUGGGGACAUACCAGAUCGAUAAGCUGUUCAUUGAUGGAAAGAUGGAGGUGGCAAACAGCAUCUUCCUGAAGGGGAAGUCUGUACAGCGGGUCAGACAGCUGACAGUGGGACCAAACGCAGGAAAGCUACAUUUGGACAAAGAUGGACGAGAUGCAGGAAACUGGACAGGCAUCUCCAAGGUUGGUGUUCACAAGGUAGUUAUCCAGGGGGAGUUCCUUGCAGGACUUCUCACAGUGCAGGCCAUAGCCUCCCCUCAGAAUGGGUGGGAUGUUCUCUACAUGAAUAACUCGGGGCUGUUGGAGUUUGAUCCACACCAGGACUUCUCAGUUGAUGUGAUCGAAAUCAACGGCACCUUGAAGACUUUCAAUCCCGUCGUCAUCCAUGGACUGUCAACGAAUCAGAUUCCAAGGACUCUGAUUGGACCAUCGGGGGAAGUUCUACUGGACACAAAAGGAGGAGGGGAGAAUGACUGGCGAGACGUCCCAUCAGAAGUACAUACUGAAGAGAUGCUGAUCCUUGGAACGCUUCAUGCAGGGGCUUUAGAAAUAGGGAUUGGCUUGGAUGUUCUCGAGGUGGGCGGGACCUUCACCUUUCAGUCCUCCACGUCUGAAGUUCAGGUCAACCUGGUCACUAUCGAUGGGUCAGUCAGGAUUCUGAAUUCAGUGUUGAUUCGUGGGCGGAGCGACAUCGACGUGCAGUCCUUUGUCAUGGCAUCAGGCAGCUCUCUGACCCUGGACAGUGGUGACUAUGCAGGCACCUCUUCAGUCCAUCGUCCAUAUUCUGAAUUCUUGAUGAAGACAGCAACGGUCAACGGCACUCUGACGGGGAAAGAUCUCUCCUUCAGCAUCAACAGUCUAGACGUGGGAGGCACCAUGACAUUUGAUGCCAAUACAACUGAGGUUGACUCCUUCAUCAUAGACAAUGGUGGUCAUGUGUCUGUUGAUGAUGUCAUGACAAUGGUAGGAAAAUCCGAGAACAGAACUGAACUGGUCCAGAUUGCUGGUACAUAUGUUGGGGAACAGAUGUAUCUGUAUGCGGAGACUAUCACAGUGACCUCUACAGGUGUGCUCAAUGUUGACAAAGGUGGACACUUUGGUGGACAAGGUCCAGGAGCUGGAUCUCCAUACUCAUCUGGAGCCUCCGGUGCCAGCCAUGGUGGGCGGGGCGGCAGAGGCUAUUCCACAAAUGGGCUUUCCAGAAACCUUCCAUAUGGAGACAUCUUCAGUAAAGGUAGCCUGGGGAGUGGAGGAGGUAAUGGGAGUUCCUCACGUGGAGGAGGGCGUGGGGGAGGUCUGAUACAUGUGGAUGGGUUGAACUUCACCUUGGAUGGGAGAAUCACCACAAAUGGAGAGGAUGCAACUUACACAAAUGCAGGAGGAGGAAGUGGUGGAUCACUAUGGGUGACCUGUGACCAUUUCCAUGGUGAUGGAUUAAUCUUCAGUAAUGGUGGCAAUGGAAACAGCAAUGGUGGGGGUGGAGCCGGAGGGCGGAUAACCAUCUACUACAACACUGGGAAUUUCAAGAGUGGACACAUUGAAGCCAAAGGGGGCAGCUCGUCCAGGGAACCAGGCGGGCCAGGCAUGGCUUACAUGGAAGGGAAGAAUCCGGUCAACAAAAAUCUACGAGUCGACAACAAAUGUCAACAACCGACGGUUACCAUGCCAACUGGAGAUCGUGCAGGGGAAGAGCAGUUUGCACAAUACAUGCAAACAGGUGCCAUCGCCUACCUAUUGCCACCGGAAGAUGACUUUGAAUAUGAGUUCACAGUGAUAGAGGUAUACGGCAGUGCACACCUAACUGUCAGUGGAAACAGGACAACGAUACGUGCUACACAAGUACUUGGAGAUGACACAGGACAUGUACAUCUGCCACCAUAUCAUACCCUCCAUAUCACAGAGGUUUCCCCAUACAAGAGAGCUAACAUCACCUGGGCUCCCUACAUCUAUGAGAAUGCUACAUUGAUUCUUCCCACAGCCACCAUUGAACUGAGACAACCCUUUGAUGAGAGGCAGUACAACAGUGACAACUGUCCAACUGCAAGGCUCAGAAGCGCAGAUGUGAAGAUAUGGGGCACCUUGGACAGCUCACAGGCACAUGUAAUUGUUGGGUCAGGUGCAACUUUGACAAUGCAGCUCCCAAGUCCCAGGUAUUUGGAGAUGGUAGGACUGACUGUCCAACAUGGUGGCACCUUACAACUGAAUAGUCACUAUGGGAAGGAGGAUGACCAGUGGCUGGUGCAGGUUUACCCAGAUGACAAGGAAGGAAAGAAAAGGGAUGGUUCAGUAACACUAGAAGGUGGAGGCUUGUUGAAGGCCAGGAACCUGUACCUGGAGGCCCACACCCUGACUGUGGACUCUGCAGCCGUGCUGGAUGUUUCUGAGCAGGGUGAUAUCGAGGGACCAGGGGUGGGGUCCAGCAGAGCAGGGGCAGGAUACGGGGGGCAGGGUGGCCGAGGGUCAACCAGCAGUGCACCAACUGGUACACCCUAUGGAUCUCUGUAUCAGCCAGUGUCAUUUGGAAGUGGAGGGUCUGGUGGGAGCUCUUCUACAACUCCAGGUGGAGGAAUCCUUCAUGUGAACAUCACUAAGGUGUUGAAGGUGGAAGGAGAGAUCCGAGCCAAUGGGAAGGCAGGACAGGGGUAUGAUGGAGGAGGCAGUGGAGGCAGUAUCUGGCUUCAUACAGAUGAGUUUGAGGGGUCAGGAACUGUUAAGGCUGAUGGCGGAAAUGGUGGCACAUACGGCGGAGGAGGGGGAGGGGGGCGGAUAGCUGUGCAUUGGAGGAAGCGAGACUUCUGGUUUGGGAAGCUGCAAACAUUCGGUGGCAGUCCUUACCGAAGCUCAUCCCCAUACAGCAGUGGUGGAAGUGGUACAAUAUACAUGGAAGACUUGACACCAAAUGUUGCCAACCGAACCCUCAUUGUUGACAACAACAACCAAAACCCUCCGACAACAGAGAUAACCAACUACGAUCCUCUGUCUGAAGAAACUAGCCGCACCUGGAUUGUUCAGAACCAAACAGAACACGAGUUCGAAGAAAUUCAUGUUUUCAGAGGUGCUCAUCUGGCUCUGCACCCUGACUUUAUCAGUUUAAAGGCAUACAAAUUUGUUGGAGAUGGAACAGGAUACCUGCAUAUAUUGCCAGGCCAGUAUGUCGUUGGUCAGUUCCCUGACCACUCCCAGUUUGACCUGAAUGUCAUCGUGCACGAGGAGGGCCAUCUGAUUCUACCUCCGUCCUUCAGCUGCCGAGGGGUCACCUUCACUGUCAGGGGCUAUAUUGAUGUCCACGACAUGACAGUCGCUGAUGGGUGUAAGUUGUACCUAGCACCUUCUGGUGGAACCAGGCAGAAUAACAGCCUCUCUGAGCCAGGCACCUACAGGUUUGACUCCCUGACUGUAGCAUAUGGUGGAGAGGUCACUACUCCUGCUGAUGUCACAGAUGGAAACAAAAAUAUCACUUUCCAGAUUGGGAAACUGCACAUCCAAGGCGAUGGCCUCCUGCAUGCUGUACGCUUGGACAUCACAGCAGCAGAAGUGGUGAUUGAUGACCUUGGAAGGCUGGUAGGGGACGUGCACGAGAUGGAGUGUGUGGACGGAUCGGGCUCUGGGUCAGGACAUGGCAGCAGCGGUGCUGGACACGGUGGUAGAGGAGGGCGUGGUUCCCGCUACAGGACUACAGGCAGUGCAUUUGGCCACUUGUUUGAACCCAGAGAUGUUGGGUGCAGAGGAGGUUACUCUAACCCUGCAUAUGCUGGGAAAGGUGGAGGAGCAAUCACUCUCAAUGUAGCAGAAAAACUACAGGUGGAUGGUCUGAUCAGUGUGGAUGGAGGAGAUGCUGAGAACUAUGCAGCAGGAGGCGGCAGUGGAGGCAGUCUCUUCAUUCACACAGAGCUCAUGCGGGGUUACGGUGUUGUGUCAGCCAACGGAGGACAAGGGCACUCCUACUCUAGCAGCUAUGGAGGAGGGGGAGGUGCAGGAGGAAGAAUUGCCGUCUACUUUGCUGCAAACCGGACAUUCUCAGGAUCCUUCCAGGCCUACGGAGGACUUGGGGGGACCUCAGCAGGUGUCGGGGGACCUGGCACAAUCUUCUUCUACCAUAAAGUACACAAUCACACGACCCUGCUGCUCCACAACAACGGCAAUGGGCCCUCUGAGGAGGAGAACUCCAUUGAGGACUACCACGACCUGUCUGAGGAUGAGAGCAGGGCAUGGUUUUUGCCAUUUCAUGGGGAACAUGAACUUGCAGGUGAUCAGAACUACUACUUUGAUGAGCUGCAGAUCUAUGGGAAUGCCCACCUGGCAGUCCUGACAGAUCCCCCAGACCAGCCUGCCUCCAUCUUUUUCCAAAACAUGAUCGGAGAUCGGACUGGGGCCAUCCAUGUGGGCAGCAACCAGAGCAUGGACCUACAGAGAGAGAAGAUUGACCUACCCUUCAGUGUGCAUGUGUAUGAGGGGGGCCACAUUGGAAUGGCUCCAGACACUUUCGUUCAUGGGGUCAGCAUCAUUCUCAAUGGUGUUCUCUCCCAUGUAUCAAACUUGACCUUGCAUCAUGAAGGACAUUUCUAUCUCAACAGACAUGGCAGAACAGCAAAUGAGGAAGAAGGGCAGUAUGUGUUUGAUGUGGUCCAUGUACAAGACAAAGGGUACAUUCACAUGAUAUCAGACCCUGUCAGUGAACAUGGCAUCACGUUUGACACCAGGAUUCUGCACAUAGACGGAGGAGGUCUGGUGGAAGGGACUCACCUGUAUAUUCACUCAGAAAAUAUCACCGUCGAUGAUGGGGGAACAUUGUCCGCUGAUGGGCAGGGAUAUUCGGCUUCUGACGGGUCCAGCCUAAACCCAGAUGGCUCUUAUCGUAGGGGACUUCAUGGCAUCAUCAACAUCGGUCUGGGCUCCGUGGAGCGCUCUAACUCAGCCUCUGGAGGAGGACAUGGUGGUAGUGGUGGCCAUGGAAAAAGCACGGAACAGACCGGACAGCCAUACGGGGACAUCUACGAGCCAGACCAGUUUGGUAGUGCCGGAGGAGGGACAGACGCUGGGUCUGGUGGUGGAAGGAUCUGGUUCAAUGUCACCAACACCAUUCACAUUGACGGCCUGGUGUCUGCCAAUGGUGGUGAUGGAGAUGGGUCAAGUCCAAGUGGAGGAGGUAGUGGUGGGAGCAUCUGGAUGAACUGUCACCUCAUCAAGGGCUCUGGUGUCAUAGCAACCAAUGGUGGAGCUGGCUCAAGCCACCCUAACUACCCAGCUGGGGGAGGGGCUGGAGGUCGGAUAGCACUGUACUUCAGGGACAACACCACCUCAACAGGCUUCUCGUACCAGUCACAUGGAGGGCCUUGUGGUGAUGACACCCCUGACUCAGAGUGUGAGGGUGGGGGGCCGGGAACCAUCUUCUUGUAUCAUCUUCAUCAUGAGCAUAGAACCCUCAUUGUCGAAAACGGUGGACAUGAACCGAGAGAAAAGGCCAUCGACUGGGACAAUCUGGAGAAGGAUGGCUGCCGAGGAUGGAUCCUGCCCAACUCAGGAAGACACUACUUUGCCAGCUAUGGACACGACUACCACUUUGAGGAAUUGCAGAUGUACAAAGGCGCCCACCUUGCUGUCCUCUCACCAACACUUUCAUCAAAUGGCACACACUUCAUCCUACAUGCCUUGUAUGAUGAGAAUGUCUUCACCUCAACAGUGCCAUACAAUGUAUCCAUGUUCUUUCAAUACAUGAUUGGAGACCGGACAGGUACAGUUCACAUAGCAACUGGGCAAGAGGUGGAACUCCAUCGUCCUGAGAUUGACCUCCCCUUCAAUGUCCAUGUCUACUAUGGAGGAUAUUUGGGACUGGCACCUGUCACAGAAGUCCAUGGAGUGGAGAUUCAUCUAGCAGGUGUUCUUGCCCACAUACAGAACCUCACAAUCCACCAUGGAGGCUUCUUGUGGCUCCAACAUGGAGGAAGAACGCUACUGGAGGACUUCAGCCAUUACAGGUUCCAGUUUGUAAGGAUACAAGAUGACGGAAGGCUGAAUGCAACCACUGAUCCUAUCGUCGACCCAGGAAUUACUUUCAUGACUCGGGCCUUCUUUGUGGAAGGGGGUGGUGUCAUGCAUGGUACUCGACUCACGGUACUUGCAGAAAACAUAACGGUAGACUCGGGGGGCAGGAUUGCAGCAGACGGGCUAGGGUACCACCCUGUGCACAGCAACAACACCCACGGACACCUGUCCCUCCAUGGAGAGGUGAACCUUGGGAUUCCUGAUGAUGUCACUGGGCUAGGGUCAGGAGCAGGACAUGGAGGGAGUGGAGGAAGAGGGACUCUUAAUGAUGGUCAUGGAGCAGGGUUUGCCUACGGAGACUUGUAUGAACCAUACGUCUUCGGCAGUGCUGGAGGACACGGACUGGUCAUCAAUGGCAAGCGAGCCUAUGGUGGAACUGGUGGGGGAGUGAUCUGGAUGAAUGUGACAGGGACAAUUGACAUUGAUGGAGAGGUAACAGCAAAUGGUGGUGAUGCAGAUGGAAAUGGAGGUGGAGGUGGAAGUGGUGGCAGCAUCUGGAUGUUCUGUAACAUCAUCAAAGGAUAUGGUCAUAUUGCUGCCAAUGGAGGCCACGGCUCAAACCACUCAUCCUCACCUGGAGGGGGAGGGGGUGGUGGUCGAGUGGCCAUCUACUUUAUCAACAACCAGACAGCAACAGGAUUUAACUACCAUGCAAGAGGUGGGAGGGCAGGUGACCAAAACCUGGCUGAAAAUGGUGGUGCUGGAACGGCUUUUAUCUACCACAUGGUGCAUACUCACCGAACACUCAUCAUUGACAAUGGUGGGUUGCAACCCAAGGAUAGGUUCCACGUUAUUCCUGACUACAACGACUUAACUGCUGAUGGUUGUCGCACCUGGAUUUUACCCCAAUCAGGCCAACACUUCUUUGCCAAUGGUACCCAUGACUACCACUUUGAAGAGUUGCAAAUCUAUGGCUCUGCCCAUCUUGCUAUUCUUACGGACCCGGUUGGUCUCAAUGCAACUCUGUUCUUCCUGUACAUGAUUGGUGAUCGAUCUGGAACCGUGCAUCUUGGCCUGAACCAAGUGAUGGACCUCCAUCGCCCAGAGAUUGACUUGCCAUUCAGCACACGUGUUUACAGUGGUGCUUACCUUGGCCUUGCCCCAGUCACGAUAGUCCACAAUGUCAGCAUCUGGUUACACGGAGUGCUGGACCACGUGGAACAUCUUACACUGCAUCACAAUGGCCUCAUGUCUCUGGAACAUGGAGGGAGGACAGAGGGCAUGGCAGCAAGCAACUACAACUUUGAUGUUGUCCUUGUACAAGACAAUGCCACAAUUAAUGCCGUUACAUCAACAACAGAGGAGCCAGGAAUCACGUUUUACACCAAUGCCACCGUCAUUGAAGGUGGUGGGAGAUUCCACGGCACACGUCUCAGGAUUUAUGCAGAAAACAUAACAAUAGACGAUGGUGGACUUCUUGAUGCAGAUGGCACUGGAUUUGCAUACUCCGAUGAUUACAACGAGACUGCAGAGAUCAAUAUUGGCAUUGGGCAGACCAGCUCACAGGGUUCUUCAGGAGGCUGUCAUGGUGGGACCAGUGGCCGUGGUGUCGGCACACCCGUCACUGGGACUCCAUAUGGGCACCUCUAUGAACCAUUCCUAUUUGGCAGUGCUGGUGGUGGUGGUGAAGGAGCAGGAGGACGUGGCGGAGGAGCAAUUUGGUUCAAUGUCACGGGUGUGAUCCAGAUCGACGGUGAGGUCAGAGCUGAUGGCGAGGAUGCCCAGGAUCGCCAUGGUGGAGGAGGCAGUGGAGGAAGCAUUUGGAUGAACUGCUACAUCUUUCGUGGGCGUGGCAACAUCACAGCCAAUGGAGGGGCCCAGUACCAUGACCAGGGAACAGGUGGUGGAGGGUCUGGUGGUAGAAUCUCUGUGUAUUUCCAUGAGAAUGUAACCUACAUUGGAGCUUAUCAGGCAUUUGGGGGUUAUGCAGAGUACAAGGCCAGCCUUACAGCUGAGCAACAGGGAGAAGCUGGUGGACCAGGGACAGUAUUUUUGUACCAGCUGCAUCACGAACAUCGCACACUGCUGAUUGACAACAACAACCUAAGGAGUAAGAAUGUCGGCCCUAUUGCCAACUAUUCCGACCUCUCUCAGGAUUCGUUCAAAGCUUGGAUCCUUCCCCAGGCUGGCGAGCACUUCUUUGCUGCAGGGAACCACGACUAUCAUUUUGAGGAGCUACAGAUAUAUGGCAACUCACACCUAGCCAUACUAACUGACCCUGUGGAUAGGGGAGCAACCCUCCACUUUCUCCACAUGAUUGGAGACAGGACUGGAAGCAUCCAUGUUGGGCCAAAUCAAGUCAUGGAUCUGGAACGACAUUUCAUUGACACACCCUUCAACUCCUAUGUUUACCAGACAGGAUAUCUAGGACUUGCCCCUGAUACUGAAUUGAACUCUGUAUUUGUCCAUAUUGAAGGGACCAUGGACCAUGUUCAUGACUUAGUUCUAAUCAAUGGGGGUGAGCUGAGGUUGUUCCUAACAGGUUCCACGAAUCAGAUGUCUAGGCUCAACUACCGCUUCAAUGGCACCGUUACAGUCAAGGCCAGGUCUGCUAUCAAUGCCAGCAGCCCCUUUGCUCAUCCUGAGCAGUACAGCUUGACUACAGGGAAGUUGAUUGUUGAAGGAGGUGGAACUGUGUACAGUAAGAACAUGAAGAUCCUGGCAGAAGAGAUGGAAGUGGAUGAUGGAGGAGUGGUGGAUGCUAGUGACGGAGGAUACCUAUCUGAACUUGGUCCAGCCCCAGGAACCCAUCAUCGUCUUGGGAACAGUGGUGGUAGCCACGGUGGCAUGGGAGGACGUGGAGGAUGUGGAGGGUACAAGACGUGUAGGCUCAGGAGGAACCUGCCGUACGGCAACCUCUUCUACCCAGCAGAGUUCGGCAGUGGUGGAGCAGGACCCAGAGGAGGCAUUGGUGGAGGAAUUCUUAAUAUAGAAGUGAAGGGGACCCUGAGAGUUGAUGGAGACAUCACAGCAAACAGCAGAGACUUGGUCUCCUCUUCAAGUCUGAGUGGUGCCAGUGGAGGCAGUGGUGGUAGCAUUGUCAUCUCUACUGGUGCACUCACAGGUGGACAUACUGGACACAUCCAAGCCCUGGGUGGUGCAGGGGACCCUUCAAACGGUGGAAGUGGUGCAGGUGGACGCAUGGCUGUCUACUUCUCCAACAACAUGACACAAGCAUUUUAUGCGGGAACCUUUGAUGUCAACGGCGGAGUCGUUGGAGCUCUAGCUGAGUCUGGAGCCUCUGGUACUGUUUUUCUGCAGAACAUUGAGUCGGGAAACGCGACUCUACGUGUGGAUAACAAAGGAAGAGCAUCAACCAAUCACGAGAUCGCCAACAUAGGGGAACGUUUAGAUUUGGCACCAGAGACAAUGAGCAGAGUGCAAAGUUACACCUCACGUGGUGGGGUGUCCAUUACAUCAACUGCAAACUACUACCGGUGUUGUCAUCCUCACUAUAACCACCUGGACUAUUACUGGCUGCCAUACAUGUUUGAUCAAACUUUCCAUACUGAUCAAACACAGUACUUCCUGGCCGACAGCAGGUCUGUGGUUUUGACCUUUGGCCUCAACAAUGUCUACUUCGUCAACACCAUUCGGGUCUUCAUCAACUGUGCAUGUCAGAGUAAAUUUAAGGUUGAAACAGUGAACAACACCAUAACAACUGCUGUGACCAGUGACUAUGUACUCCCCAGCAGCACGUGUCACCAGGGCUCGUUUGUAAAUCUGCCUGUCAGACGUGAGGCUCAAACUGUACGAAUGUACGUCGAGGGGACAUCUACCUGCCAUGGCAGCUAUCUUGCUUCUCUGUCAGAAGUGGAAAUUUAUGUCAAUGGCCAGAACUUACAUGACAGGUACCGCCACAGAGAACUGGACAGUGCAAAGACAUGGAUUGAGCCAGAGUCUGGGACCAGCCAGUACAUCUUUGACCAGUUACAUCUGUUGGGAGAUGCAGAGCUGGCUGUGAUGCCUGGGAAUGGUCUCACCACUCCAGUUAACAUGCAGAUCAAUCAACUACAUGGGGACAAGACUGGCUGGCUACAUGUUGGAUACGGGCAGGACUUUGCUGUUGAUGUGACAGAUCCUGACGUGCCAGUGAACAGUUACAUCUAUGAGAAGGGAGAACUAGAGUACCCGAGCAGAGCCUUCUUUUACCAGACAGAGCUUAGAACUUCAGGCAAGCUCCUAGGCAUAGAUGACCUGUAUGUAUUUGAUGGUGGGUUGGUCUACAUUGACACCAAUGGCAGCAUCGGUGAAAACAACACUGCUGGGCGUAUUAGCCUGUCUUCCCUACAUGUUCAAGACGGUGGAACGUUCCAAAUGUUCUCAUAUGACAAGCAUGUUGGCAUGGACAUCCGACUGACCAAUCUAACGGUAUAUGGAGGCGGUCAUCUCUCGUCAAAUGAUAGGUUUGAUGUGACAGCGGGACAUCUUGUGGCCAUCUACUCCGGUGGGAAGCUCAAUCUUGACCAUGGGGGCUAUGUCACCAAAGAGACCAGAGGAUCUGGUUUUGAACCUUCAGAAGGACCUGGUCAGGGUUAUGGAAACUCUGUUGGAGGAAGUGGAGGUGGCCAUGGUGGCAGCGGAGGUCGCGGGAAAGGUCAACCCAAUGUUGGCCUUGCCUAUGGGUCCAUCUACCAACCUGUAGACUAUGGAAGUACUGGAGGAUAUGGCAGCAACUAUGGACAAUUGUACUAUGGAGACAAUGAGCAUGGCAAUGCUGUUGUGAGGAGAGGACUUGGUGGGCGAGGUGGAGGGGCACUGAAGAUAACCACCAGACACUGCCUCAUUGAUGGCAGGAUCACUGCAAAUGGGGAAAGCAUUGAUGGUGUUCAUAACAGCCAGGCUGGUGGUGGCUCAGGUGGAAGCAUCUGGUUAGAGUGUGAGGAACUGGAUGGAUAUGGAGCCAUCUCUGCCAAUGGUGGAACUGGUCAUGGCUCUGGUGGAGCAGGCGGUGCAGGCGGACGUGUGGCCAUCUACUCCCAGAAACAACGCAAGUUUAAUGGCACAGUCACAGCGUACGGGGGGAACAGCAACUAUGAAGUUGGUGGUUCUGGCACCAUCUACAUUGAACAUCAGAAUGCCUUGCUAGAAGCCCAACACAAGACCCUGAAGAUCGACAACAAUGGCAUCCCUUACCCCCACGCAGCAACGUACCAACAUGGUGACCUUCGUGACCUGUUAGAUGGGUCAUAUGAUGACAUCAGCCAAUCAGGAGGCAUCACCUGGCUUUACCAUAAUUCACACAGCUAUUUCUUUGAUGAGCUACACAUACAAGGUAAUGCCCAUGUGGCCAUCCUGAGCAACACCAGUACAGAUGUGGUGGAAGUGCAGGGAGGCAGGUUGCUGGGAGACCGUACAGGUGUGAUGCAUGUUGGGAAGAACCAGACUUUUGGAUUCGAUGAUGUUGACAUCUAUCUACCAGUGAACACACAGCUGUACAGGUUUGGCCAUCUCGAGUUAUCUCAGCGACUCUCCAUGCGUGAAGUUUGGAUGGAAGUCAAUGGCACCAUUGCCAACAUUGAUGACUUAAUCGUUGAGUCAGGUGGAGAGCUUCAUUUGUGGUCUUAUGGCAACACGAGAGGAAAACCCAGUGGUUCGUAUGAGUGUGCCAACAUUAGUAUCCGAGCUGAUGGGAAAAUGGAGAUGCUCACUGUGAAAAACGACAGCCGAAUGGAUGUCGCUGUAACAACACUCGUGGUUAAUGCAGGAGGCUAUGUCAGGACAAAUGAUCUCAAACUCACCGCUGUGAAUGCAACCAUUGAUGUGGCAGGUGAGUUCCAUGCGGAUAUGUCAGGCCAUUCCGCAGACGAAGGCCCAGGAGCAGGGAGACAUGAAGCUUAUGGGGGAUCACGACAGGGAUCUGGUGGUGGCCAUGGAGGUCGUGGUGGUCGCUCUUAUCGUGGGAUAUACUCAGGGUUUGCCUAUGACUCCAUGUAUUCACCACAUCUCCCAGGCAGUGGAGGAGGGCAUGGAGACAGCAGUGAUGCAGGAGGCCGUGGAGGAGGAGUGGUGCACAUGGAUGUCUUGGACACUUUCCGUGUGGAAGGUCGUCUCCAUGCCAACGGAGAGUCUGUGCCUGGGUCAGGAGGAGGAGGGGCAGGAGGCAGCAUCCUCCUAACUGUGGGACACCUGGAUGGGACCGGCUCUGUGGAAGUAACGGGUGGUUCUGCAGGUCCUGUUACGGGAUAUGGUGGUGCUGGAUCGGGAGGACGUAUUGCUGUUUACUACAGGAACAACUACACCUUUGAUGGGGAGUACAAGGUACAUGGCGGUCAGGACAAAGCUGGACAUGCCGGCAGUGGCACUGUUUACAUUGAGGGUAUCGACCAUCACAACCUUACCCAUCGAAUACUGCGAGUUGACAACAAUCAAGAGUCAUCCCCUGAGCCACGUGUCCAAGAAGUACAGCAGAUCUCUCUAGCAGGACCAACUGGACACAACGAGUUUGUGUCUUAUAGUGGAGUGACUGUCCAAACAACAGGUCCUGCAUACCAUACUGGCAGUUAUCCUAAUGAUUAUUGGUACUCCUUGUCCAGGAUCCGAGCCCCCUCCUCUAGCUCCUACUACAGAAGCACAACAAGGAACCCCACCAUCACAUUCACCCUACCAUUUACCUUGUACAUCGACCAUCUCAGGAUAUUCCCAAUGUGCACAGACAGCCUUACAACUGCCUUCAAAGUGGAGAGUGAAUACCAAGGACAGAUCUAUAACGACACAGACGGUUACAUUGAAACUCUUGGCUGUGGGACACAGCAGGAGGUUGACCAGUACGCUGUUGUGCAGUUGGGAAGGAAUGUUGAAAAGAUCUAUGUAAAGCUAGCUGCCCGUGGCUCAUCUGGUGAUGCCACCAUGGAUGCCAUUCAGCUGUUUGCACGGGAAAAUCCAAAUGUUGCCUCUCAGCUCCCAUUCACCUCAGCACCUGGCAGCGCCUGGGUUGUUGCAGAAGAAGAACCAUCACGCCAUUUUGAAUUUGAUGAGAUCCAGGUGCAUGGUGGUGGUGGACUUAGCUUGGAAGGAGAAGGCAGCAGGUUGUCUGUGGACAGAGUGACAGGUGACUACUCCGGCCUGGUGACCAUGCGGGAAGGCCAGAUGUUCCACAAUAGGUUUUCUAGGGACAUCCUGCCAUUCUCAUUGGUCGUGCAUCGUGGAGCAAACAUCACACUUCCACCACGUACAGAGUGCAAAGAUGUGGACAUCUAUAUCCGAGGCCACUUUGACACCAUACAAAAUCUGACAGUUGGAUCAGGAUGCAAGUUUGUACUUGAUCACCUGGAGCCUACAACAACAGAGCUGGAUCAUGUGGUGGUCAAAACCUUUGGAGAAAUGGAGGUUGUGACUCAAAAUGAAGUAACCACGACUUUGACUGGACAGACAUUUUCUGUUCGCAGUGGAGGAAUGGUGCGGUCAAAUGACCUGGAACUGCACUACAUCAAUGUCACAAUUGAAUCUUCUGCUCAUCUAACUGUGGAUGAAGGUGUAUCAAGACAGGAGUCCUCAGGUGAUGGUACAGGCGUUGGGAGUCCGUCAGGUUCAUCUGGAGCAGGGCAUGGUGGAAAUGGUGGUCAGGGUAAUUCCCAGUCCAUGGUUGGUGUCACCCAUGGGUCCUUCCUCGUCCCAAACACAUUUGGCAGGGAUGGGGGGCACAAUGUCUUCCCUCAUCUUGGUGGGAGAGGUGGAGGGAGAAUGUUUAUGAACAUCUCCAAUGCCCUUGUUGUGGAUGGUUUCCUGACUGCCAAGGGUGGAAGGUGGGGCUCCGUGGCAGCUGGAGGUGGGAGUGGAGGGAGUAUCUGGAUGGAGACCCACAUCUUUGAUGGAGACGGAGUGGUGGAUGUGUCAGGAGGAGACGGGUACACGGGCCAGGUGUCCACUGCAGGAGGAGGGGGAGCAGGAGGACGAGCAGCAGUGUACUACAAACACAACCACUUCAUAGGCCAGUUCCUUGCUACCGGUGGGGAUGGCCAUGAACCAGGUGGUCCUGGUACAGUGUACCUCCAUCGCCUGCAACCUGACAACCAGACACAGCUGUUGGAUGCCACUAGUGAGGAAGCACAAGUCACUCAUGAUUCCAAUGUCACCCAACCACUCACAAACCGGACACUCUACAUCAACAACUUGGGAAAGACACCAAGGGAUCCUCAGAGAAACUUGUCCUCCCUCUACACCAGUUAUGCUUCCACAUCCACAAUCGCAUGGAUCCUACCAGAAGAACUGUCAAAGAUAGCUGACAGAAACAUACCAACCCAUUACUUCUUGGAGGAUGUCAUUAUUGAUGAGCUUCAUCUCUAUGGCGGGGCACAUCUUGGGUUUUUAUGGCCGUUCAGCCCAAAGGAACAUCUCCAGAUCAGACUUGGCUCUCUGCAUGGGGACCGCAGUGGGAAAAUGCACAUUGGCUUUAACCAGACAUUGUAUGCUGCCAAUGCUCAUCUCCCCAUGGACCUGACCAUCUAUCCGGGAGGCCUGGCGACAACACACGGAGAGCUACGGGCUGCAGGUGUCACCGUGGACGUGCAGGGUGUGGUGGCCAACUGUGAAAACAUCACAGUAGUAGAUGGAGGAAUCAUAAAAAUGCAUGAGAUGAUUGAUCUUGAUGGACAGCCAACUGAGACUUUCAACUUCAAUGCCAUCAAAAUUCGUAACCAUGGAACCUUGCAGACAUCAAAUGGACAGAACAGGCGUGUCAUGAAAGGAACAUUUGUACAGGUGCAUGGAGGUGGAGUUAUCACAUCAACUAACCUGCAUCUACUUGCUGAUGUCAUCAUUGUUGAUGUCAAAGGUUCCAUCAAUGUGGACGGAAGUGGACAUUCAGCUGGAGUUGGCCCAGGUGCAGGCCUUACACAUGCCAACCGUGGAACAGGUGGUAGCCAUGGAGGGAGCGGUGGAGCAGCAUCUGCCUCCCAGGAGACAGGACCUGCCUAUGGCUCCUUCCUCCUCCCCCAGGAGUUUGGCAGCGGUGGAGGGAACAGUGGAGGUGCCGGUGGGGGCAGUCUGUUUGUCAACGUCUCAGACUUUGUUCGUAUUGAAGGCGUCUUAAGUGCAAAUGGACAGGACUCGGCAGGCGAAUACGGAGGAGGAGGCAGUGGAGGAAGUCUUCAGCUCACGACAAGGAAACUGGAAGGGUCUGGGAAGAUUCAGGUGAAUGGAGGCAGUGGUUAUGGAGGCGGAGGUGGUGGAAGGAUGGCUCUAUACUUUGAACUGAUGGACUUUGAUGGAAGCCUGGAAUCCUCUGGAGGGGAGGGGCAGGCUGAGCAUGGUGCAUCCGGGACAGUUUUCUUCAAACAACAGCAUUCAGUGGAGAAAACUACCCUGAAGAUAUACAAUGGCUAUAACCAACCAUCCCGGAGAACAUGGGUUCCUCUCCCUGAAGACCAAGCUGAAGAUCAUGUCCUCGAUGUCCUGGACAUUGGAGGUUAUGCACAUGUCGGCCUGCUGUCUGUGGAUGAGGGCGGUCUGCCGGUCAGCGACAGUAGGACGUUACAUGUUAGAGACCUGGCGGGUGACCACACAGGGACUGUCCAUGUUGACCAUGGGGAAGCCAUCAACACCAGCUUGAAUGCAACUCACAAGAUUCCCUUUAAUGUCAAUGUCUAUCAGAAUGGUACCAUGGGACUUCCCCACAACACCUACCUACAGGACACCACACUUACUCUGUAUGGAGGAAAACUCCAGGGUGUGGAGACGCUCGACAUAUCAUUGGAUGGAAAACUUGACAUCAAGGCUGCAUCAAUGGUAAAUACAGAAACACCUGGCACCCUAUUGAUGAACAGCAUCACAGUCCUGAAUGGAGGAGUCCUUUCUUACUUGGAAGGUCCAGAGGAUGAGGCUGGGCUGACACUACAACUCGAUGGUAGUUUCACAGUAAGGGGAGGAGCAGAGGUGACUGCCAACAAACUGUACAUCAAAGCUGUGGACAUCAGUGUGGAUGGUGAAGGUAAGGUGGAUGCAUCAGGACAUGGCUGGCCAGUGUCUCAGGGUCCUGGGGCAGGGCUGGGGACUUCCUAUGGGUCAGGUGCCUCUCACGGUGGUGGAGGUGGGCAAGGACAGAACAUGGCCUACUCUGCACCCGCCUAUGGAAAUGUGCUUGAACCUGUAGACUAUGGAAGUGGUGGCAGCAGAACUAGUGGACACACAGAGCACGAGGGAAGUGGAGGAGGUGUUCUUCAGUUUGAAGCUGAAAAUCACUUCCUGCUGGAUGGAGAACUCCUAGCUGAUGGCACAUCUGCAACAGUAACUGGGAAUGGAGGAGGAAGUGGUGGGAGUAUCUGGAUCACAACGAGGCAUUUGUCUGGGAGAGGACGUGUGUCUGUAAAUGGAGGAGAUUCACCAUGUGUAGCUCACUGCAACCGCUGCAUUGAGGGACGUUGUUUGCAGUGCAGGGAUCAGUACUACUGGAAACCAUAUGACUGUGUCCGACGUUGUGAUGAUUCAAAUAAUGCAGUUCCAAGCUAUGGCACUGUUCACCAUUAUGUCGGAAGAUAUUGCAGAAAUGAGAAACAGUCAGGGACACCAGCUGUUGGUGGUGGAGGUGCUGGUGGCCGUGUUGCCAUCUACAUCAAUGUCAGUGACACCUUCCGUGGCCAGCUGCAGGCUUUAGGAGGGGCGAGUGAUGCUGAAAGGGGAGGCCCAGGAACAGUCUUCACCUCUAACCCAUCACCUAACACCACAUUGCCCCAAACAACACUUCUUGUAGACAAUGGAGGGUACAAACCAAAGACAACCUGGCAAACUAGCAGCAACCAAGACAGCGGACGUGCCUACAUCACAACUCAGCAAUCUAACGUAAUGUUGCAGUACAAGUUCGAUCAUGUACAUAUAUCAGGAGGUGGACAUUUGGCUUUCCACAAGGAUGAUACCAUUCCUCAGGAUAUUCCUAUCCCCAUCGACCAUCUCCAUGGUGAUGGAUCUGGCAUACUCCAUACAUCACCUGACCACCAUCUGUACAUUGCUGACUCCAACUCUCCCUUCCCAGUAGGCUUCAGGAGCUAUGAAAACUCAUAUAUCAGCCUUCCAAAAGCUGUAUACCUUGCUGACAUGGACAGCCCUGAUGUCCAUCUGGAUGGCACCCUUGAUGGUUUGGAAGACUUAACCAUUGGCAGUGGUAUCACCUUGACAGUUGGGGGUUUGGGUGGAACAUCUGGGGUACCACCAAAGACACUGCUACUGAAGUCUCUACAGGUUUUCACAGAUGGACAGCUGGUGUCAUAUUACCCUGGUGGCUCAAAGCGUGGACAAGAACCAUCUCUGUCCCUUCAGAUCACUGAUGGGAUCCACCUUCAUGCUGGAGGUGCCAUCAAGGGAAACUGGGUACACAUGAGUGCUGAGAGCAUCUUAGUAGACAAAGCAGCAGAGGUGGACACCAGCGGAGUUGGAAGUAACCCAGAGGGAGAGGGCAUCCCUGCUGCACAAGGAGCUUCCGGUGGUGGUCAUGGUGGAAGUGGAGGCCAAGGCUUACACAGUCAUGACUACAGCAUUGUUGGACCACCAUACGGCUCUCUGUAUGAACCACAAGACUUCGGCAGCCCUGGAGGGGUCAGUGGACUUACCUCAUCUUCACCAGGUCAAGGUGGAGGGGUCAUCACCAUGGUAGCAACACGACUGGUUGAGAUUGAUGGAACCCUUCAUGCAGACGGAACAGAGCCGAUGUACAACCUGAAUGGCGGUGGAAGUGGUGGGAGUGUCCACAUCAACACAGCUACAUUCAAAGGGACUGGCUUGGUGAGCGCAAAUGGUGGGUCCUCCCCAUCUGGAGGUGGAGGAGGAGGUGGCAGAGUUGCCAUUCAUUCUGCCAAUGACACCUUCAGCGGUGUGAUACAAGCGUUUGGGGGAAGGAGCGGCUAUGAAGUUGGUGGUGCAGGGACUAUUCUCUUGAGGGACACAGACGAUGGUCAGGACACUAUCAUUGUGGACAAUGAAAACAGAGGACAGCCACGUCGCCCGCAGAUUGACUUCUCAGUCCUGGACGAUCAGCAACACAAAGGGGAAGACAGUGCAAGAACAUGGCUUGUGCCUUAUGAAGACCAAAGGUCCUUUAUCUUCAAGGAGGUGUCAAUCAGAAGGGGUGCCCACCUCUCCCUCUUCAACCACACUGAUGGGACUCAGUACAAUGUAAGAGUAGCUAAAACAUCAGGAGACAAGACUGGCAUGAUGCAUGUUGGACCAUCACAGAUUCUCCAUGUGAGUCAGCCAGCAGAGAGCCCAGACCUGACAUGGAGUGUGCUGGUGUACCCUGGCGGACAGCUGGAGAUGUCUGAACAUCUAGAGGUCAGAGACGUCACACUGACCUUGGCAGGUGACCUCCUGGGAGCACAGGACUUUACCAUUGGGCAUGGAGGGAAACUCAUUCUCAGACCCCCAACGAAUGCUUCAUGGGACAGCACACGCUACAUUAGGUUCCGGACAUUGACCAUUGAGGGUGGUGGUGAGCUGUCAGUGGAGAGCGAUGAGACAGGACUGUUUCUUAACGGCCAAACACUACAUGUGCACAGUGGAGGUUUGGUGACUGCUGACAAAUUGUCUGUGACGGCUUCAAGCAUUAUUGUGGAACAAGCAGCUACAAUAGACCUCAGUGGCCAGGCACCCAUUGCUGGACAUAUGGCAGGAAGAGGCACCAAUGGAGCUGGUGCAGGGCAUGGUGGUAAUGGUGGGCGCAGCAGGUCCCAGCCAGGAGCAGGCCGCUUUUACGGAGACCUCAGUGAACCAGACACAUUUGGCAGCCCUGCAACUCUGAAUGGUGUCGUGCAUGCUGCAGGUGGUGGAUCUGUUUCACUAACUGCAUCCAAUGUGCUUCGUCUGGAUGGCACAAUCCGGGGGAAUGGUGCAGAUGGUACUGGAGGCAGCGGUGGUGCAAGUGCUGGAAGUGUUCUCAUCAGGACAGGCACCUUUGAAGGAACAGGCAACAUAGAAUGUUCAGGGGGACAAGGAAGUGGAAGUGAUGCUGGUGGUGGAAGCGGAGGUCGUGUGGCUGUUCACUACACAAGCAGCACCUUCCAAGGAAACAUCAUGGCGUACGGUGAUAGAACAGGUGAUGUGAGCAGCUUACCCAUGCUUAACGUAGGCCCAGGCCAGAAGAUUACCAUCCAGCGCACUGAUUACUACCUGCCAGUCAACUUCAAGGUUCACGAAAAUGGGGAACUUUCAAUGCCCAGCAGUAUCAUGUUACACAAGGGUCGCAACAUCGUAGAUGGUACACUAUCCGGUAUCAAAGAGCUUACUGUUGCUGACAGCAUUCUCACGUUUGGGGAAGGGGCUGAGACCACUACCUCAGAUCAGGACCACCCCAUCCUGGACUUCACUACGAGCCUCACCAUUGGUGCAAACGCUGUUGUGCACAUGACAGGAACAGGAAACCUUUAUGAGUUAAAAGCAAAGACUCUGACUGUAAAGUCAAGAGGAAGGCUGGUGGCAAAAAUGUUACAGGUCAAUGCAGAGCAGGUCACUGUUGCAGAGGCAGGACACUUGGAUCUAGACUACACUGGAUAUAUGCCAGGGUCUGGACCUGGACACGGUACUUCUUACAACAACAUUGGUGGCGGUGCAGGCCAUGCUGGACUAGGAGGGCAGGGAUCGUACUCAAAUGCACAUGGUGGACAGCACUAUGACUCCUUCAAGUCUCCGAAUGUGAUGGGGUCUGGGGGUGGUGGACAACAGUCUGGUGGUGCCUCAGGAGGAGGGGCUUUGCACAUCAUUGCAAGUGCAAGGGUUGAGAACUAUGGGCUCAUCAGUGCUAGAGGAAAGUAUGCGCAAAGUUCUAAUUGUGGUGGCGGAUCAGGCGGCAGCAUCUGGGUGGAAUCCCCUGUAUUAAUAGCCACUGGCACAUUCAAUGUCAGUGGUGGCCAUGGCUUUUCCAGUGGAGGUGGUGGGGGAGGGGGAUAUAUUUCCCUACAUGUGAACCUUGGAGAGAGUAAGCUUGCAAGAGCCUCUCUGGUCAGCCGUGGAGGCCUUGGUCACAACAAUGGAGGACCUGGGAUUGUUUACAUCAAGGACACCACAAGUAGCAGCAACUAUGACAAGGUCAUUGUCAAUGCUGAACACCUCACAAGCACAGCAGCCAUCUUGGACCCAGGUGUCGCGGCACGAAGCCUGGCAACUCUACAGGAGCUGGAGCUACUCGGAGGUGCAGAGCUGAUGUUUCCAUCUCAAACAGACUCUCCUAUUCCACUUACUGUCAUCAUAAACAGCUUGCAAGGUGACAAGAGUUCCACACUAAGGAUAGGAGAUAAACAAGAGGUACACAUCAUGGAGUCAAGCCACAUCGAUGAACUUGACCUGCCUGCAAGUAUUGAAAUCAGCCAAGGUGGAGUGCUUUACACACGUCCUAAAAUCCUGCUAUGGCAGGGGGUGACCCUUGACCUCUGUGGAAGAAUACAAGGCAUAAGUGAGGUGACAGUCAGGUCAGGGGGGAGUUUCCUCCUGUCAUAUCCUGGGUACACAGGUGGUGCAAGUCCCGGCACUGUUAGCUUGGAAGCUUUGAAGGUGUAUGAAGGUGGACGUGUGACAAGAUCCACAAAGUGCCAGAACCCCACCAAUGUACCAAUGGAGCUACAGCUUACCAGUCUGCAUGAAAUGCAUGGCUCCCACUUCAUCAGCAAUGCAUUCUCUCCACUAAACGUGGGGACACAUCAUAGAGAGGAGGAUGUAGGAGACCUUCCUGAUGUCAUGUGUCCACAUGGCACCAACUUCAACUUGAUGACAGGGCAGUCGUGCACCUUACCACAGGGAACAGUAACAUACCAGUCCCUCACCAUCAGUGGUGGAGCGGUGAUGACUGUGUCUGGUGAUCCCACAGGACUGAGCACCUCCCACCUCAUAGUUAAUGGAGAUCUCAUCAUCAAUCCAGGAGGCUCCAUGAUUGCAGAAGCAAUCAUAAAUGCCACUACGGGAUCAGCCGUAACCCAUGGCGGAACACAUGGAGGUCAGGGUGGAGGCUCUAAUGAUGCCGUCCAUGGCAGCAUCAUUUCUCCUGAGGACUAUGGAACAGCUGGAAAAGGAGACAGUGGAGGGCAAGGUGGUGGACAGAUAAAAAUCACUGUCAAUGGGAACUUCAUCAACAAUGGGAUAGUUGAAGCUGAUGGAGGUGAUCACACCAUGAGUAGUGGAGGAGGAGGCAGUGGGGGCAGCAUCUUCAUCACAGCAGCCCAGUUCAGUGGGUAUGGCAGCAUAUCAGCCAAUGGUGGACAAGGAUGGACAUCCCUAGGAUCAGGAGGAGGAGGAGGAGGUCGUAUAGCUGUGCAUGUCAGUGAAUCAAAGUACAAGGGGACAUUCAGCACUGCUGGUGGGGAUGGAAAUAUUCCUGGUGGAUCAGGUACAGUAUUUAUAAGAGAUGCCAGAAAUGACACUCUUAUCAUUGACGGCGGUGCUGACACCAACAGUCUUCCAACCCCAACAACUUCAGAGUUGGCAACAGUUGAUGAGGUACAAGUGAUAAGACAUGGGACCUUAGGAAUUACAAGCAACCUUCAUAUUUCAAAGCUGACUGGAGAUGGUACGGGGAAAAUUGUGGUUUCCAGUGCAUCAACCACCAACAUUGCUGACUUUGCCAAUGCAGAGCUGGGAACUCAAUGUGCAUUUAGAGUUGAGGCAGGAGGAAAUGUAGAGAUAACCAAGUCUGUAGCAUUCACAGGAGAGCAACAGCCACUGCUGGACAUUGCAGGUGUGCUCACAAUAAGUAGUACCAUCAUUCAUGCCAAUGAGUUGAUUCUUCACCCAAACAGCCAUCUAGUGACGUCAGAGCUGCACCUCUUGCAGUCAUCAUCUGCCAUGUUUGACAACAGAGCCAAGGUCAGUCCUCAAGGUCAAGCUUUGGGACCAGGUGUACUUCAUGUCAACAGGCUGUCACUUGGUGUAGAUGCCACGUUGGAUUUACGUCACUCUGAGUCCAAUGUUACAGUACAGUCAACACAGUUACAUCUGCAUGCUGGCAGCAGGCUUAAGUCAUCUGCAUCUGAAACAGCUGUUUAUAUUGAAGCUGGCAGUGUUGAGAUGGAAACUGGAUCUUCCAUAGAGGUAGUGGGCACAGGUUAUGAAAUAGGGCCUGGUUAUUCCUGCUUUAUCAAUGCCAGCAUUUGUCAAUCAGGAGCAAACCAUGGAGGCACAGGAGGAAAUGCUGCAGUCAGCAGUCAAGUAUAUGGGUCUGUCUCAUCUCCGUCAAGCUUUGGCAGUGGAACUGGAGCAGAUGUUCAUGGUGGUGGUGUCUUGAAACUGGUGGCGACUGAUUUUUUGAAACUGGAAGGUUUGAUCAGUGCCAAUGGGAUGGAUACAGCUUUUAAAGAUGGCUACUACUUUGGUGGAGGAAGUGGGGGUAGCAUAUGGAUCACUACAGCAAUUUUCCAAGGGCAUGGACUUAUAACUUCAGAUGGUGGAGCAGGCAAUGUGGGAUACUCAGGUGGUGGCAGCGGUGGCAGAGUUGCUAUCCACGCAGGAAAAAUUGACAAGUUCACUGGAAAAGUGUCAUCAUUUGGUGGGGCUGGCAAGAGCAAUGGAGCUGCUGGAACCAUCUUCUUCAGAAGUGUCAGUGGUGGACGUCAGCAUGACACAGUGGUAGUGGACAAUGACAAUCAACCCUCAGAGGAAAGCACCUUUAUCUCAUCACUGUCAAGUGCAACAGCAGCCAUUGACAACCUCCAUGUAAAGAAAAUGGGCAAAGUGGAAUUUCUAACCACUGGUGGAGACACAGAUGUUACCAUCCAUAACCUCUUGGGUGACUUCUCUGGUACAGUCACUGUCCUAACCAACCAAACCCUUGCCAUUGGACAAAACAGUGGUACCAAUCAAUUCAUGACCACAGCUUCUCUUGUUGUCCAAGAUGGAGGAAAGCUAAUACUUCCACAAAGAGUUCUAUUCAGCAAGUCAACAACUGGUCAGCAAUCUUUGACUCUCAGAGGAACUCUUCAGGGACUUCAGGAAAUAACUGUUGGAGAGGGGGCUUCAGUGCUAUUUGACUCCACUGCAAGGACAGCUUUUGGAGAAAACGUGGAGGAUGAUAUAGGCUCAUUCACCUUUAGCUCUGUUGAAGUAAUGCAAAGGGGGCGGUUUGAUCUGACCACCUUCUUCCAGGAGUCUAUACAGCUCACCACUCUCACGGCAUUGAAUGUUCGGUAUGGUGGUACUAUCACCGGCCGUUGGCUUGUUGUUAAGUCCCCGUCAGUCACAGUUGGCUUGGGUGGGAGUAUAGCCAGCAAUGGCCUUGGAUUUGAAGGAGGAGAGGGUCUUGGUGCUGGAGUAUCAGGCUUGACAUCUGGAUCAGGGGGCAGCCAUGGUGGGUGGGGAGGCUCCACUGCAGACAACAUAGACAACCCUGUCAGCUCAUAUGGAACACUUUAUGAGGGAACAGAGUUUGGAAGUGGCGGAGGUAAUGGUCCAGGUGAAAGUGUGGGCGGUGCAGGAGGAGGCAUCAUCACCAUUGAAUCCAACUCCCUGCAGCUGGAUGGUCAGAUCAGUUCUAAAGGUGUGGCUGGAUCUGGAUCUGGUGGUGGUGGUAGCGGUGGUACUGUGCACCUUGUUCUGGACACACUGACUGGCUCAGGUGAAGUAGAUGUGAAAGGUGGAAACGCAGGGGAUCCAGCCAGUGGCAGUGGUGGAGGAGGCAGAGUGUCAAUAUACCUCACAUCACACUCCCUUUUUACUGGCAGUUACAAAACUUGUGGAGGUUCUGCACAGACAGAAAGCCUGGCAGGGUCCUCAGGCACAGUUUUCAUCAAGGAAAUGCAAGGCUCUGGUGAAUAUACCACACUCAUCCUAGACAACUCAUGCAUGACAGCAAGCAUGUUACGUGGAACUGUUCUCAAUGAGACAGAAGUCCAAGAUCACCACUUCAAUGAGCUGCAUGUGUUGGACAAUGUCAUCCUACAUGUAGAAGGAUCCAACGUGACUGUGACAGCAAACAGACUGUACAGUGAUGUUACAAGCACCAUCCACAUUCAUGACACAAUGGUUCUUACUGUGGACACGGAUCUAUCAGAAUCUUCACCUGAAUGCAGCUUUGCAGUAAGUGAGGGAGGAGAGCUGCAACUUCCUCCAACUGUGACCUUCUUGGGACCAAGGAACUCAUUUGCGGGUACGCUGACCAACAUCUUUGACAUGGUAAUCGCACCACACCAAGAGGUGAUUUUGUCACCUGUGGUACGUACAGCCAUGUACAGUGAUGGACGGUACACCUUCAUCACUGAGCCUGGUGCAUACAAGCUGGCCUCACUUCACGUAAAGGACCAUGCAAGGCUCACAUUUGAAAGUGAUGCUGACAGUGAAGGCAAGAUGAUUGACAUUGGUCUCCUAGAGGUGAACUACGGAGGUGUUGUUAUGGCAACAUCACUGCACUUGCGUGGUAAUGAGGUCAAAGUUCAUGCAGGAGCCGUGUUGGAUCUAUCAGGAGGUGGCCAUGGUGCAGAGGAAGGGCCAGGUGCAGGAACACAGACUGACAACAUAGGAGUUGGUGCUGGGCAUGGUGGCUUUGGAGGUUCACCUGGUGAAUCAGCUCCUCAAGGGGGGUCCUGGUAUGACUCUGUACAGUCUCCCUCACUCAUGGGAUCUGGGGGAGGCAACAGUGGCAGCGGCACAGGCGGACGUGGGGGUGGAUAUCUCUACAUGGAGUUGAAUAAUGACUUAACUGUAGAAGGAACCAUUGAUUCAAGUGGAGAUCAUGGCCUGUCCAAUGCUGGUGGUGGGAGUGGUGGUAGUGUGUUCAUUGCAGCAAAUAACAUGGUAGGACAUGGCACCCUGAAGGCAGAUGGAGGCAGCAGCCAGGAAGGAGUUGGAGGUGGUGGCAGUGGAGGAAGAAUAGCCAUUUACACUCGGCAAUGGUAUGGUUUUCCUGGAGAAGUGACAGCCUAUGGUGGUAGCAGCAGAGACUAUUCUGCAGGUGGUGCACCAGGGACAGUGUUUAUAGAGGACAACUUGUCAGGAUUUUCUACCACAAGGCUGAUGGUUCAGAGCGAUGUCAGCGAGAGUGGAAAGACCAAGUCUUACACUGUCAUCGCUGAGGAAGGAGACCAUUACAGAUACGAUGAGAUCAUCAUCAAAGGAGACUGCAACAUUGUCUUCAAUGACUCCACCUCAAAGGUUUAUCUGAAGACAUUAACAGCUGACAAACUGGCAACAGUCAACAUUGUUGGACAGCAAGUAUUCUAUCCAAAGGUAGUGGAGGGUGAGACAAGCCAUUGGACAAGCAAUGUCAACCUAAUAAUUGGACCUCAAGCCACAGUCGUCUUCCCAACAACUCUCUUUGUCGAUACAACUAUCACAGUUCAAGGAAGAAUCGUAGUGCAGGAAGUUGUUAUUGAACAGGGUGGACUACUGUCACUGACAAACACUAGCUUUACCUCUCAGAUAUCUGAAUCCAGAUUUGUGAAUGACCCACAAGGGGUUUAUAUUCUAACCACUGUCAUAGUAAAACCAGAUGGAAACUUGAUGACCGCUGAUAAACUUAACCUUACAGUGGGGUUAAUGGAGGUAAAACUUGGUGUGAUGCUUCAAUAUGCUUCUGUCAACAUAACAGCUGGCAAAAUGUUGAUGGCAAGAGGAAGUGUGAUUUCAGUGGAUGGAAGAUCAACUCGUGCUAACUCUGCAGCAUCUCCAAACGCUGGAGGGUCUCAUGCUAGUGCAGGAGGUGUUGGGAAUGGUGAGGACCUGUCCAGAGCAUCCCAGCCUUAUGGGUCUAUCUACUCCCCAACUUUAUCUGGCACAAAUGGUGGCGGCAGUGCUGGUGGAAAAGGAGGUUCCUUCAUCAGAAUCUACUCCCUGGAGCUUGAGAUGGAUGGGCAGCUCACAGCAAAUGGACAAUCAGUUAGUGGUGCACAUGGUGGUGGAGGCAGUGGAGGGAGCAUAUGGAUCACUGCAGAAGAUGUUUUCAAAGGUUUUGGCUCCCUGCAUGCAAAUGGUGGCAAUGGAGGAUCUGGAGCUGCUGGUGGUGGGAGUGGAGGGAGGAUUGCUGUCCAUACAGCUGGGCAGAACAUCUACCACGGGAAGUACCAUGCUGCAGGAGGAUCUGGCCCUGGAGGAGCGGGAGGACCAGGCUCUAUCUUCCUUCAGCAUACUGUUGGCAACAAAGUCACAGAUGUACUUGUGAUUGACAAUGAAAACAUGCAAGAAGACAUCUACUUCACACUUGAUGAAGGAGAGCAGACCAAACUACAGGAACUUCAUGUGAACAACAUGGUCAAAUUCCACAUGCCAACUGACAGCCAAUCACGGAUCCUUAAUGUCCACCAGCUGGUUGGUGACGGAACUGCCCUCCUCCAUGUUCAUGCCAACCAGACCUACCUUGUAGACCAGGAUGGUGAACAAAACGAAACCACAUCCAAAAUCCAAGCAAAUCUGAAAAUUGACCAUCAUGCAGAGCUCAUCACUUCAUCUCGAACCCAAAUCUCUGGUAAAGGCAAUGUUGCACUUGAGUGGGCAGGAAGCCUUAGAGCAGUGCGAGACUUUGUCAUAGGCCAAGACCGUGUAGCCCAUGUACUUCCAACUGCAACAAUUUACAAUUCAAUAGAUCAAGUAAAUGCUACCAAUGGGCAACUUUCCUUUGCAACUGUUGAACUAUAUGCAGGUAGCACAGUCAGAUAUGUGUCCAACGCAGGUGCCAAAAUCGAUGUAGGGGACAUAGAUAUAAAGUUUGGAGCCCAAUUGGAAGCUGAUUGGUUCAUCAUUGGAGCUACGUCAAUGCAUCUUGAAGUAGGCAGUACAAUGACAUGUUCAGGAAGGGACCGCUCUUCAUCAGAACAACUUGAUGUUGACAUUGGAUCUGGCAGUGAUGACUCUUCUGGUGACUCUGGUGCCGGGCAUGGCAGUUAUGGAGGGGAAGGUAACAGUGCAGCAGUGAGUGGAGGACAACCAUAUGGAUCCCUGUACCAUCCAAACAUGCCAGGCAGCAGGGGGAGCUCACGUGGAGGGAAAGGAGGAGGAAAGAUCUACAUAGAUGCAACAGAUGUCAUCAAUGAUGGACUGAUAACUGUGAACGGAGCUUCACCUGAUGAGAGUAAUGGUGGAGCAGGAAGUGGGGGGAGUAUUUGGAUAGAGAGCAAGCUGGUGGAAGGGUUUGGUGUGGUCAGUGCAAAUGGAGGUGAUGCCAGUGGAAACGGAGGAGGGGGAGCAGGAGGAAGGAUUGCUGUGUACACAACAGAGAAGAACGUCUAUCAAGGGGCAUACCUUGCUCUUGGUGGUGAUGGAAGGGACAGUUCCACUCAACCCAGAGGAGGUGGACCUGGUACCGUCUUCCUGCAGGAGACUCGUAAUGGCUACCCAUACAGACAACUUCACAUCAACAAUCAGGAUCGACCUUUCACACAGUAUGUAAGCUUGGCAGAGGAAAACAUUACUGAUUAUGUAUUUGAACAGGUUCACCUGACCCACCAUGCAUCUCUUGACAUAACUGUUGCACAAGCACCUGCUACCCUGACAAUCUUCAAAGUGCAAGGAGAUGGAACAGGUCUACUUCACUCCCAUUCCGGUCACCAGUUUGUCAUUGAGUUUGUUGACUCGACCACGAUAAUCACCAAAGCAAAAGUCAACUACAUUAUUGAUGAAGGAUCUGAGGUUAUUUUGCCAGCUACUGUCCAUGUCAAUGGCAUGGGUAUUCAGCAUGGAGACCAAACUGUGACAAUGGAACUGAAUGGCCGGUUAACAAAUGUUGCACAUCUUGUCAUUAGCAAGGGAUCCUCUGUCCAAUUCUUGACAGAGGCUCAUGCAGCACUGUUAGAAAAUGGGACAUACACCUUUGUUGGACAACCUGGAGAUUUUCUUUUUGCCACCCUGCAGCUCAAAACUGAGUCAGCUCUACACUUUGCUUCUAACAUGAGCAUGGUUGGACAGGUGGGGGAGAUUGAUGUGAAAUAUGGUGCCAAAAUCUUAGCUGAAGGGUUCCAGUUCUCCGUUUCACGAUUGAACAUUGAAGCAGGUGGCACAGUCAGUUGUUCUGCAAGUGACAGGCCACAGGACACAGUGGAUGCUCCUGAUGGUGCAGGUCUGCAAUCUGCUCAAGGAGGGUCUGGCGGAGGGCAUGCAAGUAUGGGUGGGACUGGCGGAGAUAGCAACCUUGGUGGUGGAUACUAUGGCACAAUCUAUCAACCUACUGUACGUGGAAGUGUAGGAGGGAGGGGGAGUGGAGAUGGUGGGAAAGGUGGAGGACGUAUACAGCUAGAGGUAGCCAAAGUUCUCCAUAUCGAUGGUCUCAUAAGUGCAAGUGGAGGAAAGGCAGAAACAAACACCAGAGGUGGAGGAGGGAGUGGUGGAUCCAUCUGGGUCAAAUCAGGUGAAAUUGAGGGUCAUGGCUCGUUCAGCUCACAUGGAGGAGAUGGUGACUCCAAUGGAGGAGGUGGCUCUGGAGGACGCAUGGCCAUCUACACAAACAUCAAGAAUGAGUUCAAGGGCUCCUAUGAUGCUCUUGGAGGUAACGGGGGUCAUCCAGGAGGACCAGGCUCUGUGUACCUGGAAGAAAUCCGUGACCUCAAGCCUUACACCCAGCUGCGUAUUGACAAUGCCCAAAGAGAUUGGGACAUCUACUUCACACUUGAUGAACCCAACAUCUACAAUUAUACCUUUGAUGAAGUUCAUAUUGUCAACAAAGCUUCCCUUCAGAUGCCCAAUGACGGCAAAUUGCGGAGAUUAGUCAUUCACCAUGUCACAGGAGAUCUGUCUGGACGUAUUCAUAUGCAUGGAAACCAAACAUAUCGCCUCGAAGUAAAAGAAUCUUCCUUCACUUUGACAAAAUCUUCAGUUAACAUCUGGAUUGAUAGAGGUGCAGUAGCUGAGCUAGCAAGUACGGUGUACAUCGUUGGACGGGGAGAGCUAGCACUCAAAUGGUACGGGCAGCUGGUGGGUGUACGACAUCUUCGCAUUGGCCACCAGAGACAAGUUGAAAUUGGCCCACAUGCUCACACUGCUUUACUGCAAAAUGGUGUCUGGUUUGUGGAUGAGCCUGGAACAUUCAAGUUCUCUAGUUUGGAAUUUGGGUCUGAGUCACAGAUUGCCUUCCUUCCACCAAUGGGCAUCACCUUUACAGUUGGAUUCCUGGACAUAAAAUGGGCCUGUCAGUUCAGUGCUGAAUUCUUCAACAUCUAUGCAACAGACUUCUUUUUGGAGCCGAGUGCUACAGUAACAUCUGCUGGAAGGGGAUAUGAAUCUGGUGGCCCAGGGCAGGGGACAGCUACUGGAUCAGGAGCUGGUCAUGCAACCUAUGGAGGAAACGGAACAGGAAGCAGCAGCAUAGGAGGAGGGGACUAUGGUUCCCUGUACAGACCUGUGACGUUAGGAAGCCGUGGGGGGCCAGGCUCAAAUAACCAGCUUGGUCCACGAGGAGGAGGUCGGAUGAGGAUCAUUGUUGGUGCCAUCUUCAUCUUGGAUGGAGAGGUGAAUGUUGACGGAGACUCAGCAGGGUCUGGUACAAGGGCUGGAGGAGGCAGUGGAGGAAGUGCUUGGAUCACCUCUGGUCACCUUCGAGGACAUGGUUUAAUCAGCUCAUGUGGUGGCCAAGGAGAUUACAAUGCAGGCGGUGGGGCUGGUGGGAGAGUAGCACUUCACUGUUCCAACAUCGCUGAGUACCGCGGUGCCUUGAAAGCCCUUGGAGACAAGGGGACCCAAAAUGGUGACUUUGGAGGCUCUGGAACUGUUUACUUGGAAGACCUGAGAAAUGGGACCUACUUCCGAAGACUGUACAUUGACAACCAGGAUGUUGUACCACCCAAGGCCUUUGUACUGCAGGAGAGACACCCCAUGGUAGAGGAGGUGGAUGGAUAUGAAGAACUUAAUGAGGCAGAUUUUGCCUUUGACCAAGUGAUGCUACAGCAUAUGGCACUAUUCCAGAUUGACUAUCCAAACAAGACAACAUCAUCCAUCUCCAUCUAUGAAGUUCUUGGAGACCUAACCAGCAUCAUGCAUGUCCGUGGCAACCAAACAUUCUACAUAGAAUAUGAGGAGGCUGAAGUCCACCGUGCAGAGCCACCGGUCAACUUCAUUAUUGACCAACAUGGCGAGCUGUAUGCUCCAAAUGACUUCCGAGUGAUUGGUUCAAGGGUGCCGGCAGUGUAUCUUGAUGGGAGACUGACAGGAGUGUACAAUUUGAGUAUUGCAGAAGAGAAGGUUAUGAUGGUGGGGCCACAUGCAACAAAUGCACUGGUACAGAACAGGACAUACACAGAGACACCCGUACCAGGAAAGCUGCAACUUGGAGAGCUGAAGCUGGAAGCUGAAGCAAGGUUGACAUAUCCCAACAGAAUGGAAAUUGAUGUUGAUGACCUCGUCAUGCGCUAUGCAGCCCGCAUCGAAGCAGAGUCUCUCCUCAUACAGGCAUCCAACCUGAACAUUGAGGGGGAGGCCAAGAUGGUGGUGUCUGGGAGAGGCUACACAUCAGGUCUGGGGGAGGCUCCCGGUAUAGAAGACACAGCUGGGCAUGGAACAGGAGGAGGACAUGGUGGUUACGGUGGAGGAACAGACAUUUCCAACACAACUCAAGGUGGAGUGUAUGGAUCCUACAGUAGGCCAGUACACCAGGGAAGUGGAGGAGGAGGGCCAUAUGGAGGAGCUGGGGGCUCUGCCAUUGAGAUCCAUGCAGGCCAUUCCAUUCAUUUGGAUGGAACUUUGGAGAACAUGGGGGAAAGUGCUACAGGAAGCAAUUCAGGCGGAGGCAGUGGUGGAAGUGUCUAUCUCACUACAGUGAUGUUCUCUGGCCAUGGCAAAAUUAAUGCUGAUGGAGGCAAUGGUGUUGGCCUUGGUUACGGUGGAGCAGGUGGGAGAAUUGCAGUGCAUGUAGCCUGGCUUCGAGAAUAUACCGGAACGUACACUGCCUUUGGUGGACUUUCUGGUUCAAGUCGUCCAGUAGAUGAUGCAGGCAAUGGUGCUGGUGGGACAAUUUACUACACAGAUACCAACCAGGGACUUCAGCACAGAAAGGCAUCGUAUGAUCCAAACCAAAACAUGACUUUGUGGCAGGAUGCCUUCUCUAAGCUACUCCUUGACAAUGACAACAGGAAUGACAUCUUACCCACUGUCAUCAUGAACGAAAAUGGGACAUACUUUGAGUUUGAUGAAAUCGAGACAAAGAACCAUGUGGUACUCUGGCUUCAUGGAGGCACUGACACUCUCGUGACUCACAAGUUUGUUGGUGACAGAACUGGGCAGGUUCACCUGAGAUCCGGCCAGAAGAUGUACUGUGAAGUUGUUGAGUCUCAGACUGGGCACACGGUCGCUCCUGUCAGCUACAAAGUAGAUGCUGGUGCAGAGAUAUUUUUCCCAUCAAGUCUUACCCUACUUGGCACACGGACUGUUUUUGAAGGAGUUGUGACUGGAGUUUAUGACAUCAUCCUUGCUAAAGGAGCCAGGACCACCUUUGCUUCCACAACCCAAACUGGCAUCAUGAUCAACCAAGUGUACGACUUCCUAACUUCACCAGGAAAUAUCACAUUUGGAACAAUGACAGUGCAGCGAGGGUCGGUUAUUGAAUUUUCCAAAAUAACUGGGAAUCUUGUCCUCACAGUAAGUGACAUGAAGAUCAAAUACCAAGGCCUUGUACACAUGAAUCAUGGAGAAAUUGAUUCAUCAUAUGCUAUCAUUGAAAGUGAGGGGGUACUCAACUUGAUUGGUACAGGACAUCAGGGAGAAGAGGGACCUGGGGCAGGCAAAACUUUGGCAGGAGGUCCUGGAUAUGGUGGUGGCCAUGGUGGACAUGGAGGUGCUCCAUACCCAGAUAUUGGUGGUGAUGCAUAUGGUUCAGUAAAGAAACCUUUACUUCUAGGAAGUGGUGGAGGUCAUGGCAGUGGUGUCGGAGGAAGGGGAGGGGGUAUGCUGCAUUGGCGAAAUGGCCAGAGACUUACUGUGGAUGGCUUCAUCUACCUGUCCGGUGGUCCUGGGGAUGGAGGGAAUGCAGGAGGCGGAAGUGGAGGCAGCAUCCUCAUAGAGACAACCAACAUGACUGGGUAUGGGGAGGUCAAUGUGAACGGAGGACAGGCAUCCAGAUCUGGAGGAGGUGGAGCUGGUGGUCGCAUUGGUGUCCACUGUUCGUUUAAGUAUAAAUAUGCAGGAAAGCUCCGCUCCAUAGGUGGACAGGGCACACCAUCAGGUGCAGCCGGAACCAGCUAUAAGGAAGAAACAGCUCGAGGACCUCAGUAUGCUGACAUCAAAUAUGACAAGUCCAGGAACGUGACAGACAUUGCAGCUGCCCACACUUGGCUUCAGGUUGACAAUGAGGACCUAAAUGCAGAGGCCUAUUCUGAUCAUGGGGAGCCCUGGCUUUUCACUGUUCUGAUGGAAGGCGAUACUGACUUGUAUGAGUUUGAUGAAGCCCACAUCACAAGGCAUGCAAACUUGCUGAUGUACGAUCCUCCGGGAAAAGAAAAUGUUACAGCCAUCAUACACAUCUUCUUGGGUGACAGGACUGGACUUUUCCAUUUGGUCCAAAAUCAAACAAUCUAUGUCGAGGUUGUGGAAUCUGUGACAAACGAGACCAUAGCUCCUUGCAGCUUCCGCAUUGAAGCUGGAGCAGAGAUUGUGUUUCCAUCAAAGACAUUCAUAGCUGGGACCAGGACCUGGCUAGGUGGAAGGAUCACAGGUGUUCAUGACCUGAUCAUUGCAAAUGGGGGAGAUGUCGUCUUUCUGUCCACUGCACAGACUGCGCUUGUUGAAAAUCAGGAGUAUGUUGAAAUCUCUGCACAUGGGAACUUUUCUUUUGGAACCAUCACAGUGGAACGAAACUCUCAAGGAGAAUUUCAGUAUAACACUCACCCUAUGAGUAUAACAUCAAGUGAACUGCGGGUUAAGUACCAAGGAGAGUUGUUCUUAAAUGAUGAGGUGGAGAUGCUUUCCACCAAUGCAUGGAUUGAAAGCCAAGGAGUUCUUCAUCUUGAUGGGGGUGGGUUUCUGGCAGAGCAAGGCCAUGGUGCAGGAACAUCAACAGAUGGGAUUGGACAAGGAGCAGGGCAUGGUGGACAGGGCGGUGGUCCUGAGCCCUACCUGGGCGGCCUUCCCUAUAACUCUGUCUACAAACCUACUGAAAUGGGCAGUGGGGGAGGAAAUGGUGGUGGCACUGGAGGCAGGGGAGGCGGAAGACUGUGGUGGAAAGUUGGUGAAAAGAUCUGGAUAAAUGGCCUCCUCGCUGUGAGGGGAACAGAUGGAGAUGGUGGAAAUGCUGGUGGUGGGAGUGGAGGAAGUGUCCUGAUUGAGGCUACCAACAUGACAGGUCAUGGAGAGAUAGCUGUGAGUGGUGGAGAUGGUGUGGGACAGGGAGGUGGGGGAUCAGGAGGCAGGAUCGGCAUCCACUGCAGGUGGAGGUACCAGUACGGUGGCAAACUCACAGACUUUGGUGGUAAUGGAGGUCAAAGUUACCAGCUCAUGCAUGGAGGAGCAGCAGGGACAGCUUACAAGGAGGAAAACUUGAGAGAGCUUGAGUAUAGGCACAAGAAGUAUGACAAGGUUCACAACACAACGUUCCUUGCUGUUGACCACACAUACAUCCACGUCGACAAUGUUGGUAAGGAUGUCCCACCAGCCACCAUGAUCAUGGAGGACUUCACAACAUACUACGAGUUUGAUGAAAUGGAGCUGACAGGUUUCUCCAGGCUACUUAUCUACCAUGCUGAUAAUGAGACAGAAGUAACAACAGUCAUCCAUCGUUUCAUCGGAGACCGUACUGGUCAGCUGCACUUGCGUGGCAAUCAGACACUGUAUGUUGAGGUGGUCGAAUCCACCACCAACCGUACCCUGGCUCCAUGUAGUUUCCAAACGGACAUUGAUUCAGAAAUCAUUUUCCCUGCAGAGGUUCAUUUUCAUGGUGUCAGAAGUCUCUUCUGUGAGGGUGUUUCCAUUCUUGAUGGCAGUGGUCAUCCUGCCGAGAAAGGCAUGGGUGCAGGUGUAACAGUGGGUAAUGUCGGGUAUGGAGCGGCACAUGGUGGGGAAGGGGGUGGUCAGAACAUCUCCCUUGUUGCUCAGCCAUACAACUCUGUCUACAGACCGUUUGACCUCGGAAGUGGAGGUGGGAAUGGGCAAGGGACAGGGGGAAAUGGAGGUGGAGCCCUAUGGUGGCAAGUCAGCCAUGAAAUCAUGCUGAAUGGAAUCCUGUCAUUGAAGGGAGGUGAUGGAGUAGGAAGUAAUGCAGGAGGAGGCAGUGGGGGAAGUUUGUUACUUGAAACCACUAACAUGACUGGACAUGGUGAGAUAGAUGUACACGGAGGAGAAGGUGUUGGACUUGGGGGAGGAGGAGCAGGAGGGCGUAUCGGAGUCCAUUGCAGGUGGAGGUACAGGUAUGGUGGCAGGUACAUUGACAGAGGAGGUCUCAGUAGCUCAGACAACCUCUAUGCAGCUGCAGGAACUGCUUAUGUGGAGGAAAAUCUCAGAGAACUGCAGUAUCGAGAGAAGAAGUACAUGAAAUCCACUAAUACAACAUUCCUAGAAGUUGAUCACAAAUACAUCCAUGUUGACAAUGAAGGUUACAAAGCCCCAGUUGCAACAAUGGUCAUGGAAGACUUGACAACGGAAUACGAGUUUGAUGAGAUGGAGCUGACAGGUGCUGCUCGACUCAUACUAUACCAUCCCGUUGGUGAGCAAGUCAAUGUAGUGGUACACCGGUUCAUCGGAGACAAGACAGGUCAGCUACAUAUCCGCAAUGACCAAACUGUGUAUGUGGAAGUGGUUGAAUCAGUUAACAACAAAACAGAAGCACCUUGCAGUUUCAUCAUAGACUACGGUGCAGAAAUGGUCCUGCCUUUUGAGGUACACUUCCAUGGUACAGAUACUCUACUGGAGGGUCUUUUAACGGGAGUCCACCAUGUGUAUGUUGAGGAAGGAGCAUAUUUGGAGUUAACAUCAACAGCACAGACAGCUCUGCUGUCUAAUGGGACAUAUAGUGUAAUCACGGAGGAAGGAAACAUCACUUUUCCACAGACUGUUGUCAAGCGUGGUGGUCGUAUCAGAUUCACACGCAUAGAAACUGAGGUGGUUUUCAAUUCAGCAUUCUUUGAAAUCAAAUAUGAAGGCACAGUGCAUAUGAACGAAGCCUUGAUUGAGUCUGGAGAUGCAGAUCUGGAAAGUGAGGGGAUCUUGGAGCUUGAUGCUACUGGUCAUCAAAGUGGAGAAGGUCCAGGGUCUGGAUCAGUGUGGACAGGUGGAGAGGGGACAGGAGCAGGACAUGGAGGCCAGGGGGGUGGAGUUGGCUUAGCUAACAACCCAGAAAAUGGUGGGAAACCGUAUGGCUCUGUGUUUACACCUCUGGAUAUGGGAAGUGGUGGAGGACCCAGUGGAAGUGCUGGGAAAGGUGGAUCUGGAGGAGGAGCCCUUCACUGGAAGAUUGGCAAACUCAUACACCUAAAUGGACUCAUCUCUGUACAAGGUGAAGAUGGACAGGACGCUAAUACAGGUGGUGGAAGUGGAGGUAGUGUUCUGAUUGAAGCAACAAACAUGACGGGUCAUGGUGAGAUCAAUGUCAAUGGUGGGGAUGGGAAGCAAAAGGGUGGUGGUGGUGCAGGAGGAAGAAUUGGUAUCCACAUACGCCACCAGAACAACUAUGGCGGAAAGUUCACUGCGCAAGGUGGAAGUGGUGGGAAUGCUAACGUGGACCAGGUCGGCGAUGGUGCAGCUGGAACUGUGUACAAGUACGAAUCACGACGAGGGCCGCAGUAUCGCGAGCUGAAAUACAAUCCUAACUUGAAUGCCACAGUUUUCAAGCCUGAUCACUCCAAGCUUAAGAUUGACAAUGGAGAGAAAGAUGUUGAUCAUCCUGCAAUGGUGAUGGAAGCUGAUACAACCUUCUAUGAGUUUGACGAGGUUCAAGUGGAAGGUUAUUCCUAUGUACACUUUUACCAUCCUGUUAUAGAAGCUGUGAAUGCCACAGUUGAAGCCACUGUAAAUGUCACAGUUGUUGCUCAUGAACUCACUGGCAAUAAAAAAGGACUGAUCAGAGUACAGAACAGACAGCGCUUAUUCAUCCACAUUGUUGAAUCUACACAUACAUAUUUGGAUGCACCAUGCAGCUUCCAUGUUGACCAAGGCGGAGAGGUGGUCCUCCCUACAACAGUCAUUCUUAGAAGCGAAAUGACAGUCCUGGAAGGUCGUAUGACUGGAGUUGAAGAACUUUACAUAGACAGAAAUGGGGAACUUCGUAUUGCUGGAACUGCCCACACAGCAUCUCUACCUGAAGAAGCACAGUGGUACAGUGAUGAUCCAUUUGAACCCUACACACCUGGUCUCGUCAUGUCGGGAAGCCUCACUGUAAACAACCUAGGAAAGCUAACAGUGGAACUCACCCCUGUUCGUGCAAUGUUUGACAUUGGAGUUGUAGAAAUCAAGGAUGGAGGUGUGGUACAGUUUGACACACAUCAUGUAACCGUCAACACAAGUACAUUGAGGAUAGAAGCAAGUGCACAAAUGACAUCUACAGGAGGGGGCUACGAUGGAGGUCAAGGACCUGGGGCUGGUGGCAGUGGCUCUGGUGGUGGAUAUGCCUCACCAGGUGGUGAUGGAGGAAGCAGCUCAGGAGGCGGUGCUUAUGGGUCAAUGAUCCUGCCCUCUGACCCUGGGAGUGGUGGAGGCGAAGCUUCUGGGGGAUCAGGGGGAGGACAUCUCGGGAUCCAAACUGGCAAGGAUGUUUUCCUGGAUGGAACUAUUUCAAGCAAUGGUGAAGAUGGUGAAGCCCAAGAUGACAGUGGUGGUGGCAGUGGUGGGACCGUCAUGAUAAACUGUCAGCAGAUCACAGGACAUGGUCUGGUGCAGGCAAAUGGUGGUGUUGGAAAGGUCCUAUCAAACCAUUAUGCAAAUGGUGGAGGAAGUGGUGGACGGGUUGCCAUUCACCAACGGGAGACCUUCAGCUUCCAAGGGACAGCUGAAGCACUCGGAGGAAAUGGACAACAUUAUGGUUCAGCAGGAACUGUUUACAUCCGGGAAACACUUGGUGAUGCUGUCUACAACCAACUCUGGGUGGACAACAAAGGUCGAACUUGUCACAAUCAUGUGGUCAUCGACGAAAGUGGUCAAGGCAACUUCACCUUCCACCGGGUCCAUCUUGUGCGAAAUGCAUGUCUGCAAACCAAGCAGUUACCAAGUGGAAGUGCAACAGUAAGAAUAGCACAGAUCACUGGAGAUGGAACAGGAACACUCACUGUUAGAAACAAUCACUUUGCAUUCAUCCAAACUGAAGAACUUUGCACUUUCAUACCUGCCAAUGUUGUGGUGGAAAGUGGAGGAUUCUUGGUCCUACCUUUGGAGACCACGAUACUGUCAUCCCUGCACGUUAGGGGUGCCCUGUAUGGAGUCGAACACCUUUAUGUCAAGGGAACAGCCAAGUUUUACAACUCUGGAUACAGUGCUUGUCACAACUGUACACUGGGAAGUGAGGAAAGAGGUCAAUACUGGUUCACAGGUGUAACAGUCCUCAAUGGAGGAAGGUUAGAAAUUGUGCGAGGCACGACAACAAACCUUCAUCACUACUCUGUUCAAGUCAGGACGUCCGAGUACUUUGAUGUGGACCAUGGAGGGUUAGUGAGUGUUGGGGAUGGUGUUGUCAUCUACACACUUGAUACAAAGGUGGAAAAGACUGCUGAGAUGAAUGCCGAUGGAGGCGGUUAUGUUGCAGAAAGUGGUCCUGGACAUGGCAGUACCUGCGGUGGUGACGGAGGUGGUGCAGGACAUGGAGGAAGAGGGGAAUUGACAUGUAGAGGAGAUACAUACGAUGAUGAAUGCUUUCCAAGAUGGGUGGGCAGUGGAGGUGGACACUGCUCUGACGGUGGGGGAGGCACAGGAGGUGGAGCCAUGAAGAUUGUGAGCAGCCGUCUGCUACAACUAGAAGGAACUCUGUCUGCUGAUGGAUCUGAAGCAUCUUUAGGUGGAGGAGGAGGAAGUGGAGGUGCAAUAUGGAUUGAUGGAUUAUAUGUGGAAGGAUGGGUAGAUACCUCCAGUACUGGUGGGGAAGGAAGUAGCCAUUGUUAUAAUCACUGCUGGAGUUCUUGCUGUGGCACGCACACUGGUGGUGAUGGUGGAGGUGGCCGUAUAAGAAGUUACUCACCAAACAGUCUGCCCAAGGUGCUUCGAUAUCACCGCACAGUCAAGGUUACCAAUCACAACUCCGAAGCUGGAACAAUAUCAGAAGUAAACACAUGCUGCAGUGGCCGUGGUGUGUGGCAACCAGACUCAGAAUCUUGCACUUGUGACAACGGUUUCACUGGGCUUGGUUGUCAGGUAGAGUGUGAUGAUGUUGAGACCUGUAAUGGACAUGGUGUUUGUGAUGCAAAUGGUGCAUGUGAAUGUGGCCCUGGCUUUGUAGGCUACCGAUGUGAACAUCAAUGUGACCCUGCAGCAGACUGCAGUGGGAAUGGCAUCUGUAGCCCUUAUGGCACCUGUGUAUGUGACCCCUGCUACACAGGCAGUGACUGUUCAGUUCUGUGCAGUGGACAUGGUUCUUGUGACAAUGGGCACUGUCAGUGUGACUCAUGCUACAUUGGCCCAUACUGUCACUCUGAGUGCAAUGGGAAGGGAACUUGCAAUGGUGGAGAAUGUCAGUGCAUAGAAAGCUGGCGUGGGGAGUUGUGCACAAUUGCAGGAUGCCCUGGCCAAGAAGAGGACUGCUCUGGCAGAGGCAUCUGUAAUGCCUACCUCCAUGAGUGUAUCUGUGAACCAGGAUGGAAGGGAGAUGACUGUACAGUUGCUGAUUGCCCAGGAGAACCUAACUGCUACAACAGAGGGGACUGCAAUUCCACCACAAACCCUCCCUCAUGCCAGAACUGCCAAGCAGGGUGGAUGGGACCUGCCUGUGACGAUCCAUGUGUGCACGGUGUACAGGAGCCAAUGGACAGUGGUGUCUGUGUCUGUGAGCCGUGCUGGAGUGGAAAAGGGUGUAACAGCCUCUGCUCUGAGUAUGGCACAUGUUCAGAUGACAACUCCACAUGUAAUUGUGAUCCACUGAGUGGGCGACGAGGUGAUGUCUGUGAAGUCCCCGGAUGUCCAGGAAUUGGUGAAGACUGCACUGGCCAUGGAGACUGCAAUAGUGGGAUUCAUGAGUGUGAGUGCUACAAUGGAUGGGCAGGCAUCGGUUGCCACAUCCCAGACUGCCCUGGAACUCCUGACUGCCACAGACGUGGGUUCUGUAACACAACAGGUGAAACACCAACAUGUACCAGCUGCCACAGUGGCUGGAUGGGCCCGGCCUGUAACGAUCCUUGUGUCCACGGUGUACAACAACCAAUGGACAGUGGCAACUGUAAGUGUGAUCCUGGUUGGGCUGGGCUGGGAUGCAACUCAGAGUGCUCAGAACAUGGAGUCAUCGUUGAGGGCAAAUGUGAAUGUGAUUACGACACAGGUUGGAAGGGUGAGCUCUGUGAUGUACCCGGUUGCCCAGGGCUCUUUGGACUUGACUGCAGUGGGAGAGGUGGCUGUGACAGUGCAACACACCAGUGUACAUGCAAUGAAGGAUGGACAGGAGCUGGCUGUGAACUACCGGACUGCCCUGGAAGUCCAGAUUGUGCCGGAAGAGGCAUGUGUGAUGGAUCUACUAGUCCACCUGUAUGUCGGAACUGUACACAAGGUUGGAUGGGACCUGCCUGUGAAGAUCCUUGUGUUCAUGGACAUCAAGAACCAAUGGACAGUGGAAACUGUGUUUGUGACCCUGGAUGGGUGGGUGUAGGAUGUGACUCAGAGUGUUCUGGACAUGGAACAAUUGAGGAUGGCCACUGUGUCUGCUUCUAUGAAGAAGGCUGGAAGGGGGAACACUGUGAUGUACCAGGUUGCCCUGGUCUGUUUAACCUUGACUGUUCUGGGAGAGGUGAAUGUAACAGUGCUCUACACACCUGUGUCUGCAAUGCAGGCUGGACCAACAUUGGGUGUGAGGACCCAGAUUGUCCUGGACAUCCUGACUGUUACGAUCGGGGCACAUGCAACGCACUGUUUGACCCGCCGCGAUGUACCAAUUGUUCACAAGGCUGGAUGGGUGCAGACUGUAAUGAUCCUUGUGAGCACGGCAACCAAGAGCCCAUGGACAGCGGCAACUGUGUGUGUGAUGCUUGCUAUGCUGGCCGUGGCUGUACAAGUGAAUGUUCAGGCAAUGGCAUUUGUGAAAAUGGAGAAUGUAGGUGCUCUGACAACUGGCGAGGCUCCCUGUGUGAAAUCCCAGGGUGUCCUGGGGAAGGGAUAGACUGUAGUGGACAUGGAGAAUGCAACAGUGCUCAACACAAGUGCUUCUGCUUCCCUGGCUGGAGUGGACAUGGCUGUGAAACCCCAGAUUGCCCAGGAGAACCCGACUGCAACAGCCGUGGGUACUGUAAUGGUACAGGGAGGUCUACGCCCAUUUGUACAAACUGUCAGGAAGGCUGGAUGGGUGCUGCCUGUGACGAGCCAUGCGUCCAUGGAAAACAAGAGCCAAUGGACAGUGGCUUCUGCAAAUGUUAUACUUGCUACACCGGAUACAACUGCGACAGUGAAUGUUCUGGCAAUGGACAGUGUGUCAAUGGCAAAUGCGAGUGUGACAACACAUUUGUUGGGAACAGUUGGGUGGGUGAGCUGUGUGAGCAGAGAGGCUGCCCUGGUGAGGAUGGCUCCUGUAAUGCUCAUGGUUCCUGUAACUCAGCCACACAGACCUGCACAUGUUAUCCUGGCUGGAGCGGGAUUGACUGCAGUAUUCCAGACUGUCCAGGAGCACCAAGCUGCUCAGGUCAUGGAAAGUGUCUACCAACAGUUCCACGUACAUGUAUCUGUGAAUCAAACUGGGCAGGAGAAAUGUGCGACAUACCCUGUCUCCACGGCAACAACAUCAAUGGCACAGAAUGCAUCUGUGAGGAUUGCUACAGCGGUAUAGGCUGCCACGACGUCUGUUCAAGCAACGGUGUUUGUGUGAACAAUACUUGCGAGUGCUAUUUUGAAACUGGGUAUAAAGGAGAUGUGUGCUCCAUCCCUGGGUGUCCUGGGUGGCCAUACGACUGCAGUAACCAUGGCACAUGCAACCUUGCUGUGAAGGAAUGUACCUGUGAUCCCGGGUGGGACGGAGUUGGCUGCCACAUUCCAGAUUGCCCAGGUACCCCUGACUGCCUGCUGAGAGGUGAUUGUCCAAUGCCACCUGAAGAUGAAGAUCCUCGCUGUGUCAACUGCAUCUACCCAUAUAUGGGAGAUGGAUGUGAGCUAACCUGCAUCCAUGGGACUCCUGAGAGAACCACCAAUGGCACCUGGAUCUGCCAUUGUAACCCAUGCUACAAUGGUCUUAGCUGUGAUAUGUUAUGUUCCAACCACAGCAACCAGUGCAUCAACGACCAGUGCGACUGCGGAUUUGAUGGAUGGAGAGGGGAAUACUGUGAUGUCAAGGGAUGCCCAGGAUACGACAUUGACUGUAGUGGACAUGGUGACUGUAACAGUCAGACUGGUUCAUGUUACUGUCAGGCUGGAUGGAUUGGUAUUGGAUGCCACCUUCCUGAUUGUCCUGGAACACCAGACUGUAACGAUAGAGGCGUAUGCUACCCAACUGAUCCACCAGAGUGCCAGAACUGCACACGGGGAUGGAUGGGACCGGCGUGUGAUCUGCCAUGUACACAUGGCCAACAGAUCCCAAUGAACUCGGGGAACUGCACGUGUGAUCCUUGCUACCAUGGUGUGUUCUGCGAUGAGAUGUGUUCAGGAGUUGGGGAAUGUAAAGAGGGCACCUGCAUCUGUCCGUUCUUUGGUGGAAGAGGAGAGUACUGUGAGAAUCCUGGAUGUCCGGGUGUUGACAACUUGGACUGUUCAGGCCAUGGAACUUGCAUUGUUGCAACAGGAACCUGCAUUUGUAAUGAAGGAUGGGAGGGAAUUGGCUGUGAGUUCCCUAACUGCCCUGGCCAACCAAACUGUAAUGACCGUGGGGUGUGCUACCCAGCUACGAUACCAGAAUGCCGGAACUGCACAGCUGGUUGGAUGGGUCCAGCAUGUGAACUGCCUUGUGGACCAGACCAUGGCAGACAGAACCCAAUGGACAGCGGGAUAUGUGAGUGCGAUCCUUGCUAUCAUGGAGAUGACUGCCAGAAAGGGUGUAACAACUUUGGGCAAUGUAGGAAUGGAACAUGUGACUGCACAGAUCCAACUGGGUUCAACAGUGGAUACUGGGGAGAGUAUUGUGACAUCAUAGACUGCCCUGGGAUGGGGUCUCCUUGCAGUGGACAUGGCUUUUGUAACUUCCUCACCCACCAGUGCGUAUGUGAACAAAGCUGGUAUGGGCCAGGCUGCCAGUUUGGAAACUGCCCCGGAACACCAGACUGCAAUAACCAGGGGCAGUGUGACAUCACAGGAGACAUCCCCACUUGCAGAUGUGAUGCCGGCUGGAUGGGAGCGUCCUGUGACCGCCCGUGUGUCCAUGGAACAGUCACACCAGAGCACACCUGCAUCUGUGACCCCUGCUACUAUGGACCAGCCUGUGAUCAGGAGUGCAGUAACCAUGGGACAUGUCAGAAUGACCAGUGUGCCUGUGAUGAAGCUUGGAGAGGUGAGGACUGCAGCAUACGAGGCUGUCCUGGUGAGCUAGAGGACUGUUCAGGCCAUGGCUACUGUAACCGAUUGGACCAGAUCUGCUACUGCCAGCCCAACUGGAAGGGACACGACUGCAGCACUCCUGACUGUCCCGGGACACCCGACUGUAGGGAAAGAGGUGACUGCGAUGGAACAAGCUAUGACUCACCAAGAUGUGUGAACUGUACACAAGGAUGGAUGGGAUCAGAGUGUCAGGUGCCCUGCACACACGGCAUCCAGCAGCCCAUGGACAGCAGCUUCUGUGACUGCUUCCCUUGUUACUCAGGCACCAGCUGUGAUGUGGAGUGCACAGAUCAUGGCACCUGUCAAAAUGGAACAUGCCAGUGUCAAACAGGCUAUGAAGGUGACAUGUGUCAGCACCUGGACUGCCCAGGAGAGCCCGACUGUACUGAUAGGGGUACAUGUGUGAGGCGUGGAGGGAAGUCCAUCUGUGUGUGUAACCCUGGCUUCGGUGGGAUGAACUGUUCAGACCUGGUGUGUCCUGGAGAACCAGCCUGCAGCAGCAGAGGUAUCUGCACCAUUGUUGGGGACACUACUGCCUGUGUUUGUGAGCAUGGCUAUGAUGGUGAAGCUUGUGACCGUUGUCUUCCUCGGUUUGCCGGAGACUACUGUGAUGAAUGUGAAGAAGGGUACAUAGGAUGGGACACUGACUGCAGUGUGCUGUGCCUUCACGGCAAUGCGACAGAACCCGGUGGAAGGCAGUGUGCAUGCUACACUGAUGAAGUCAAUGGCUACUGGAUAGGGGCCAGCUGUGAUCAGUGCAUGACAGGCUAUGCUUUACCCACUUGUGCACAGUGUCACCCAGAUUUUGCCAGCAUUGAUGGAGACUGUUCUGUGGCAUGUAUCAUGGGACAUGGAGAGUACAGGGAACCUCUGGAUGGGGAGGGGGGAAGGAGUCCUGUUGAACCUUUCAUCAACUGUGUCUCUGCUGCACCUGAUGAAAAUGGUGCAUACACAGUUUUCCGCCCAGAGAACAUCAUUGCAAAUGGUGGAACUGUAUUCUCAUAUGCAGACAGCCUACCUUUUGCAGUCACCUGUUCAGGAACACUACAGAUACACUAUGGCAGUCAUGUCUACGAUACUCAUGUAAAUAUCAUCAACAAGGAGUGGACCCAUGUGGCAGUGACCUAUGAGCGUGUGACGGGUGGCUGCACCAUCUACAUCAUACACCACAACGGUCAUGUGGAAGGAACAUCAUUUGUGAUUGGUGCCGGCUUCUUCCUUCCAACUGGCACAAUUGCUCUUGGCCAAUGGCAGUAUGGCACUGACCCAUCAGUGGGCAGUCCUCCAACAAUGCACUUUGUAGGACAGAUCGACAAGCUCGUCAUCUGGGACAGAGUGUUUUCCAUCUACGAAGUCGUGCAAAAUGCAGAAAUGGCAUUUGAAGUCUCAGUUCAUGGAGUGUCUGGUCUGUGGCAGUUCUCUGAGGGGUGGGGCACAGUUGUGCAAGAUACGAUACAUGGUCACAACAUACUGCUACCCUCCACCGGGGGACCAACCUGGUGGAUCUCUUCCGCUCACUAUGCACUGACAGUAACCUCAUCAGUACAUCCUCUCUGGGAUUUCACACAUGCCAUCCUACCAACCAAUCAAAUUUCGGUCACCAUUGCUGAGGAAUACUGCAGAGACCUUGUCAACACUGCCUCGCUGCUCAGUUCCUGCAGCCCUCUUGGUGCCAGUGUGAAAGAGUUCUAUCUGGUGCUGUGCAUCCAAGACAUCCAAAAUUCCCACAAUCUGGAUUCUGGUACCCAUGCAAUACAUGCAUAUUCCUCCUACUGUCAAGCUGAACUGGAGUUGCCAUAUGCCCCAAUAGAUCCUACUCCAACAUGUUUGUUUGGUGUUGUGGACCAAGAGAGUGGUAACUGCACAUGCCAUGAGGGAUACUGGGGCACAGACUGUUCCAACCUGUGUCCAGGUGGUACCAUCAACACAUGUAACAGCCAUGGCACCUGUAACCCAUCCAAUGGUCAGUGUGAAUGUGAUGCAGCCUGGUCAGAGACAACAGACUGCUCCACCUGUGCACCUGGCUGGGAGGGAGACGACUGUUCAGUUUUUGUUGCCAAUAAGACAGACUCUCGCCCAAUGUGCAAAGUAUUUGGGCAGGGUCACUUCACUGCUUUUGAUGGGACAGGUUUUGUGUACAAGGAACCAGGGGAAUUCUUCUUCCUGCAGAACACAGACUCAUCAUUCAAUGCCCAGGUCCGUAUUAUUCCUUGCUACAACCAGUCUGCCUGCAUCUCAGCAUUUGCCAUGUCCUACGGAACAAAUUACAUAACUGUCCGUGCAGGCUACACAAGUAACAGCAAACUCCUGAUAUGGAAUGAUGGAGAGGCAUGGACCUCAAAUGGAGCACCCCUUGUCACUCCCCACUUCACUCUCAGUCAAGAAUCUUCCCAUGAGUACAAUUUGGUUGGCCUUGCAGGCUCCCUGUCUGUGAAUGUUCGUGUUGUGGACAAAUACCUCAGUGUCACUAUGCACACCAGUCAACAAUCCUGCCACAAUGGCUUUGGAAUUUGUGGGUCAUGUGAAGGCAACAGCACAGCAAAUAUCACAGACAUUUCCACCAUACUCACAGAUGCCUGGGGAGUUAGUGCUGAUGAGAGCUUGUUCACCUGCAUCUUCAACAGCAGUUCAUACCACGAACAACCAAUCAUAACAGGAGCUGGUCACUGUCUCCACUUCAGCGAUGCCUCAGUUUCCUCUCAACCAACCGUCAGCACAUUCGACACAGACCAGGACAUCACUGUGCAAUUUCACAUUAAUGCAGAAGCAGACACAGGCAUUGUCUUUUCCUACAGUCACACAAUAAGUUUUACUGUAUUCCUACAGGGCACAGUUCAUUUGGCUGUUGGAAGCAACAUCUAUGACACAGCAUUAUCAGUAGAAAUUGGUGUUUGGAAUCAAAUCACUAUUGUUUGGGACAGACAUGGAGGAAAUAUUGUUGUCUUCUUGCUUAAUUCCCUAUAUUUACAACGUGAAGAAAUUGACAUCGGAACAACUGUUGCAGUUUUUGCUCCAGGUGGCACUCUUGCUAUCGGACAAUGGCAGCCUUCCCGUGACCCCUCAGUAACCUCCCCUAGUACUGCCAUCUUUGUUGGACAGAUAGAUGAACUACAUGUUUGGCACACGGCAUUCUACUACAGUGACGUUUCAGAAUGGCAUGAUCGGUACGCUGAUGUUGGAACACCAAACAUCGCAGGCUUGUGGCAUUUUGAUGAGGGAGAAGGUCAUGUGAUCUAUGACAUCAUUGGAGGGGCACAUCUUUACAUCUCUGAACAUGCCUGGGUGGCUAACAGACCAAGCUGGUUGUUCUCCUAUGUUCAGAUCACUGUCAUUAUCAACUACGACAGAGAUGUGAUUCUACCAGCCCUUCAAACAGAAAUAAGAGACCAUUGUGAAGCCGUAGUUCUUCAGUCCAGUCUGUCAACAACUUGUGAAGGGAUGGGAGAAGCUUCCCUUCGAUACUAUUACAGUGCCUGUGUGCAGGACUCCACCUUUGUGGGAACCUACUUUGGACCUUUGUCAUCAGUCAUUGCCAUGGCAGAUCAUUGUAAUGCUGCACUACCACAGGUAACAACAUGGCCUGGACAGCACCUGUGCAACAGCUUCCCAACACAUUACUUCCCAACAUGGCAAGGAGAAAACUGCAAUGUGGAAUGCAGAUUUCCCAGCACAACAAGCCAACUGGAUAUCUGCACAUGUGCUGCAGGCUACUGGGGACCAACAUGUACCAACAUUUGCAAGAGCGGAACUAUCAAUGUGUGCAAUGGACAUGGAGUGUGCCGUCAGACAGAUGGAGAGUGUGACUGUGACCUGAACUGGAGAGGUGACCCAGACUGUGGCACUUGUUCUCCUGGAUGGAGAGGCCUUGAUUGCUCAUUGGCGGUGACCACUGUUCCAACAACUGUAACAGCAGCAACCCACCUUUGCUCCAUAUUUGGUAGUGGCUACUACACCCUGUUUGAUGGUUCAAACAUCCCCUUCAGGGAAAGUGGAGAAUUCCAAGUGCUCCAUAAUUCUGACAUCACCAUACAGAUACGGCAGACGCCAUGCAACAACAUUGAUGUCUGCCUUGUUGCUGUUGCUGUAAAUGUUGGCGGCACGACCAGCGUCAUUCAUGCUCCCUACAUCACAGACUCAGACCCAGUUGUGUGGGUGGACAAUGCUCAAGUCAGUGCUGUUGGGGAUAUUGCCAUUGGGAGUGGAAACACAGGAUACACCUUACGAAGAGAAAGUAUGGAAAGAAUAGUAUUGGCAGGCCCCAAUGGCUUUAACAUUGCAUUACUGACACAGGAAACCCACUUCAACAUGGACCUCCAAAUUGGAACAUCAUGGUGUUCAAGUACUUCAGCUCUGUGUGGUCCAUGCUCAUCAGCUCCACACUCUUGCAAUGAUGGAGACACAAUGUGUCUCAUCCAACAUUUUGGACUGGCAGCAUUUUCUUUACAGUUCAGCCUGACACAGACCUUGAUCCAACAGUUUUUCACCCAUUGGCAUGUCACCCCUGACUCAAGUUUCUUUGCUGCUGUUUUGCACCAAUCAACAAUCAUAGGAAUCACACCAGAGCCGGCUGUCCCAACUGGGGCAGGUACAGCACUUUACUUCAAUGGAACCGUGGCAUCAUCCCUUCCUAUACCAAACAACAUCUUUACAUCAACUUCUACUUCUGUACAGUUCCACUUCAACGCAUUCAGUGAUGACUGCACACUUAUCUCAUUUGCACAUGACAACACCUUUGCUGUGACCAUCCAAAGCUCCACCUUGCACUUGCUGUAUGGAUCCAUCACUGUCAGCACAGGAAUCCAGGUGACAUUUCAAGAGUGGAACCGCAUCACAUUGGUCUACUCACAAACUACAGGGCAGUGCGAAAUCUACCUGUUCACCUCCACUGGACACAUGUCCUUCACAAGUGUCUACAUUGGAAUACACGUGUUUGUUUCAGGAGGGACAUUUGCUGUGGGACAUUGGCAGGAAUCUAACUCGGGAUCAGGGAACCCACCUUCUGGAGCCUUCAUUGGUCUCAUUGAUCAGUUUGUAGUGUGGAAUAACUGGCUGAGUCCAACAGCAGUCAUCCAGAGCUGGCAAGCAAAUGUAGCCCAGACAGAUCAUGAUGUUGUCCUGAUUUGGGAUUUCAACGGUGGAUCUGGAUUGGUUGCACAGGACUUCAUCUCUGGGAUUGACUUAGUACUUUCAAGUUAUGAGCCAGCAGUUUGGAUGAACUCUAAUGCUCAAAUAGCAUCAGUUUCUGCUACCGUUCACUUCACAACAUCAAUAACACUGUCCACAACAUCAGUCAUUCAUCAACAGGCUGUUGCUGUUUGUGAGGGGCUUUUCUACUCAGGUGGACUUGCAACACAAUGUGGUACUGCAGACCUGGAAGCUAGUAUUGCUUUCCACCUCUGGGCAUGUGUAAACGACAUACUCUCUACUGGCCAGCUCAACCAGAGUGCUGAAGCUGUGAUUUCUUUUGCAACAGAAUGCCAAGUCACCCUUGACCUACCAUCAUGGCCAGCUCAAGCACUGUGUAAUGAAUUUCCUGACAGAAACUUCCCCAUAUGGAUUGGAGAAACUUGUGAGAAGUCUUGUUACUUUGGUACACCAAGCCCAACAGACAACAGUUGUGUAUGUACUGAAGGAUACUGGGGAGAAUCCUGUGAUAACCUUUGCCCAGGUGGUCCUGACAAUUCUUGUAAUGGCAAUGGAGAAUGUGACAUAGUCACAGGACAGUGUGUGUGCGAGGAGAACUGGCAGGGCGAUGGCGCCUGUGGAUCCUGUACAGAAGGAUGGGGAGGCAGCGAGUGCAGUGUCAUACUGCCACAGCUUCCAGAAGAUCACGCUUUAAUCUGCUCUGCCCACCGGUCAGGCACAAUCAUACAGUACAGCGGAUAUCUGUUCGAGUACAUGGAGAUUGGAGACUUCUACCUGCUGCAAACUGAGGACUUUGAAGUGCAGGUUCGGCAGGUGUCUUGCAUGGCCUUUUACCGACCUUCAGUCUGUGUCCGUGCAGUUGCUGUAUCAUUCAAAGAUUUGUCUCUAAGCAUUCAAUAUACAACAGAAGGUGCACCACUCACCUACAUGAAUGGAGACAUAUUCCAGACAUACGACACAUACACUUUCCCUGCCAGGGGUGGAUGUGGACUUACAGUACAGAGCUAUGGCGGGCGUGGGUACCAAGUGUCCAUUUUGGAUAUCGACUUCAACAUGGAUGUUUGGGUAUCAGCGGGGUACAUGGAUGUGAACAUACAACUUCCCAACAGCCUAUGUUGCAAUGCAUUGAUGAGAGGGCUCUGUGGCAGCUGUGAUCUGUGCACUGGUGGUUCCAACCAAGGUGUCCUACCAUGUGGACUGGCACCAGCAGUCACCACUCCAUCACCUUCAGCACCAACAGCAGCUCCCACCAGCACGUCAGGAACAGUCAGCAUCACCACCUCGGUGUCCCUACAGGAUAUUAUCAACAUGGCAUCUUCAUGUGCAGUGGCAGGAGAAGACAGCGGCUUUGUGACAGAUGACUUCACACCCAACACGAACACUGCUGCCUUGUACUGUCUGUACUUUGAAGGAGGGUCUUCUGCAACUGCCUCAUACCUUGACAUACCUGAGGGACAGUUCACCACCUUGGAGAUGUACAUCAAAACCUGUGGGACAGCUGAGUGUGGAGGCACCAUUUUCUCUUACACCUCGCAGGAAACCCUAUUUGUUUCAACUGCAAGUGGGACACUAUCAAUUCACCAUGGCAAUGAUGCAACAAACUUGGGCCUAGCAUUCGAAGACAACCAGUGGAACCUGCUGACUUUGGUGUGGAGUCAGAGCGACAGAUAUCUCUCUGUGUACCUCACAGACAGUACAGGAAACACAAGAAGGAGAGGUGCUGUGAUCAGUUCAGAUGUCUUCCCACCAGGUGGUACAUUAGCACUUGGUUCAUGGCAGCCAGGCACUGGAGAUGAUGAAGAGCAACCAGACCCUAGUAAACAGUUUGUUGGGUAUAUUGAUGACAUCAGGAUUUGGAACAGGUAUUUCACCAGCAUUUCAAUUGAGGACCAUUGGAACAGAUCUGUUGAGACAACUGAUGCGGAUCUGAUAGCCAUGUGGAAGCUUGAUGAAGGAACAGGUUUCACCACACUAGAUGCUGUUGCAAAUAAAGAGCUGAACUUGCCAACUGCACCCUUCCCAUCACCCUCGUGGCGGGAGUCAGAUGCCCCAGUGCCGUUUGUAUCUCCAUAUGACAUGGGAGUUGCCACUUACACUCAACGGGCAGGUGCCAGGACAAGGCACAGCAGGUCAAGGCGCAGCAAGAGGGACACUAAUGCCAUUCUGCAACAAGUGGAAGUUGAGACUUUCUGUAGAAGUUUGAUUCUUGAAGGCUCCAUAGACAGGUCCUGCAAUCCACUUCCCCAAGCAUUUCUGGAGCGGUUCUUCUACCAAUGUGUAGAUGAUGUCAUAGCAUCUAACUCCCAAAGUGCAGCAAUGGCAUCUGUAUUGGAGUUGGCAGACUACUGUCAAGCAGUGCUAGACCUCAACACCUGGCCUGCACAGCCACUAUGCAAUGAGUUUGGAUAUGAGGUAAAUUUCCCACUGUGGAUAGGGGAGAGAUGUGACAUCAGGUGUGAGUCUGGUACCAGGAACCCACAGGACCCCAACAACUGUGACUGUUACCCAGGAUACUGGGGAUCUGACUGUAGCAAACCUUGUCCAGGAAACACAACCACAGGACCCUGCAAUGGCUUUGGCAAAUGUGAUGCUGGAACUGGUGUCUGCAACUGUCCAACUAACUGGCAAGGCGAUUCAUGUUCAGAGUGCAGUCCAGGUUGGACCGGCAUUGACUGCUCACUAGCUGUCUCAUCAUCCCAGCAUGGACAAACUGCAGUUGCCAAGGUCUUUGGUGCAGGACACAUAACCAACUCUGCUGGUACAAGUUUUCUUUAUCAAGGUGUUGGGGACAGAUAUCUGCUGAUGUCAACAAAUAAGGCCCUAUCCAUUCAAGCAACAUUUGUUGCUUGCUACUUGUCUUACAGCUGCAUCCAGUAUGUGGGAAUUCAGUUUGGAAGUCAGGCUGAUGGUUUUGUAACCUUGCUGGUGUCAGUAUCCCGUGAGGACAAUGGCAGACUGGUAUCCAAAAUCAAUGGACUAGAACAUGCUCUUGACAAUGAUGUUGACUUUGGCCUGUCUGGCUUUACACUCAGAAGGUACUCUUACUUUGAACUAGGCCUUGAAGGACCAAGAAAUGUAAGUGUUACUGUGCGAUCAAACGGAAAGUUCCUGAGUGUUGAUGUCAUGAUACCAAGCAACCUGUGCGACUCAUUCAUCGGUCUUCUGAGUGGUCAUUGUGCUCAACAACCAAGUGAAGCGAUCAAUGAUUUUGCUAAACCAUGGCCUCUGAUAAGUGCUGCUGAUGUAUGUUUGCAAAAUUACACAGUACAGCAACCCAUGCCACUGCUGAAUACUGCAUAUGACCUUGCCUUUGUACCUACCCUCCAGAACAGGACCUGGAAUGAAACAAAUGAGCUCAAUCAAGGUUACCUGCAACAAUAUGGUGACCAUUGGACUGUGCCAAAUUGUGACAAAGUAGCCACUGCUAAACAAGGCAUGACAGGGGGAUACAGCUUGAAAUUUAGCAAUGCUGCCUUGUUUCCUGAAAAGCCUUUCUUGUUCUUAAAGAGCAAUGAUGUAACCAUUGAAGUCAUGAUCAAGUGCAAAAAUGUCAGCAUAUGUGGAACAGUCCUUUCCUAUUCGUCCAGAGAAACACUUUCCUUGAUCAUAAACGAAACCGUUCAGUUACAUCAGGGAAUGCAGACUUUCAAUACUGGUUAUAUACCACCCACAAACCAGUGGAUCAGAAUCACCAUGGUCUAUAAGCAUGAACUGGGAAAGAUCAACAUCUAUAUGUUCAAUAUGAGAGGGAUGGUGAAACGCCAAGAGUAUGACAUACCAACAAGCAUUUUCAACGACGAUGGAACCUUUGCAUUUGGCCAAUGGCAAGCUCCACUAGAUGGUAUCAGUAGACUACCUCAUGAGCCAUUCUUUGGAGAGUUGGAUGACCUCAGAAUCUGGACCAAGGGACUUAGUCCCCCAGUAACCAUGCAGUCCUGGGACUACUCCAUCCCUCCAUCUAGCCUUGGCCUUGCAGCAUACUGGUACUUUGAUGAAGGACAGGGAACAGAAGCAGCAGAAGUCACCUCUGACAGCACCCUAUCUAUGUUGUCCAGUCCUUGGACCUCCCCACAAUGGAGCCAAUCCAACAUGCCAAUUCUGAAACGUUUCGUGGAUCUUUCAAUCGGAGUUGUAGAAUUUGAUAACUAUGACACAAACUUGAAACAGCAAGCAGACACAAUGUGUCAAAACCUAUUGCAGUUGCUAUCCCCUCAUUGUGCAUCCCUUGGAAAUGGACUGCAUCAGUUCUAUCAUUUGGCCUGUCUCAGGGAAGUGUCUACCACAGGUGAUAUCAAUGAGGCCUUGAAGGUCGUCUCCCACUAUGCAGAUCUGUGUCAAUCUUCUCUUGAUCUACAACAAUGGCCAGCAGAGGGCUUAUGUAAUGACCAGGCAUAUAACUUACGACCUGGCACACAAUGUCACAAUGGAUGUCUUUUUGGUGCUAGCAAAGCAGAUCAGUGCACAUGCUAUCCAGGUUACUAUGGUCACGACUGCUCCUCUGCCUGUCCUGGAGGGUCAGACAAUGCCUGCUAUGGACAUGGUGUAUGUCAGCAAACUGGAUUGUGUGUCUGUGAGGAGAACUGGAAAGGAUUGCCGGACUGUAGCUCUUGUAGUGAUGGCUGGAAUGGAACUGACUGCACCAUUGCAGUAAUGCCUUUGAUAACUUCCACUUCUGGAGUAGCCACAGUCACAGCAGCAUCCUACUACACAAACUUCAAUGGUCUUGUGUUCACCUUCCCUGCACUUGGCGAAUUUCAUCUUAUUCAGUCCAACAGAGUUGGUGAGAUCUUCAACCUACAGGUCUAUCAAACUCCAUGCUUCUCAGGUUCAACUUGCACAAGUGCGCUUGGCCUCAAAGUAAAUGAUGCAACCCUAACGAUCAUUGGUUCCAUCGCCAGCAAUGGAAGUCCAAAUGUCUAUAUCAACAGACAACCAACAUCUAUCCUAACAAAUCCAGUUGAAAUAGGUUAUCAAUGGUGGAUCAGCUGCCCAUCGUCAUAUCUGUAUAUCAUAGAAGGACCACUGAUGGAGAUCCAACUCCGAACCAUAGGCCAACAUGUCCAAAUCUCCAUAAAGGCAGAUGUUUCAAUGUGCAGGCAUUUCACAGGGUUGCUUGGCAGCUGCACAGUACAGGAGAUUUAUCCAUCCAUGAUCAUUGAGGAAAUAACACAAGGCUUCAUCAAUGGAGAGCUGUCAGACACUUGGAGAGUCUCCCCAGAAGAGUCUCUGAUCUUACACAACAACUAUACACUACCAAUAUUGUCCGGUGGAGAGUACUGUUUGUCUUUUAACGAUGCAGGUAGUCUCACUCAUCCAAUUUAUGGUGUGUUUGCAAGCAACUCAAGCACUGGAACUCUGUCCGAAGUCACAAUUGAUUUCAUGAUCAAACCUGCUACAUGUGGAGGAACAAUCCUGGCAUAUGCACAUCAGAACACAUUUGCAAUCACUAAUGACUGCCCAAUGAAAAUUUUCUUUGGAAAGAGAGUUGUCAAAACGCAAAUCUACAAUGAGAUAGACGCAUGGAACCAGGUCAGAUUCAUAAUCAAAUUUAACAAGCAAGCAACUGAACUCUACCAUUGGAAGGCUACUGGACAUGUCUCAAGAGAAGAGAUACCCAACAGUGACUUUUCAUUGUUUGUAGAUGGCGGUAUUUUGUCCCUAGGUCAGUGGCAGCCAUCUCCUGAUGCAAGUGAUAAAUUUCCAAACACCACCUUCAAUGGACUCGUAGAAGAAUUUAGGAUCUGGAAACAACGCUUUCAUCCUUCAACAAUUCAGGAGACCACCAAACUCAACCCUGUUGCCCAUGCAUUCUCAGGUGCUUUGUCUGCUCUCUACAAGUUUAAUGAGGGAAGUAGUGACAUAACUCGUGAUCCCGUACACACAAACCACAUCAACCUACCAAAUCCACCAUGGCGACGGCCGCAGUGGACAUUUUCAGAUGCUGAACUUCCUGUUCUUCGCAGGUCUGACGCCCUUCCCCUCAAGAGCAUAUUUGUUGACAAAUCAUUGGAAACACAAGCAAAGACAAUCUGCUCAGUGCUCUUGUUGUCAGAUACUAUCCACCAACACUGUCAGAGCUUAGGAGACAGUGCAUCACAGCUCUUCUAUAUGGCAUGCCUGCAGGACGUGUCAGUAACCAGUGAUAUCACAGCAGCAUUUAGUUCAGCAGUUGCCUUUGCUGAACAUUGUGAUCAGAUCUUAAACACCAGAGGGACAGUUCUUCUAAGCCUUUGUAUCCUUGCUCAAAAUUACACCACACCAAAUUGGUUUGAAGGUACGUGUACAGGCUGUGCUUUCGGUGCUAACAUGAAUGGAGAUUGCCAAUGCCAAAAGGGCUUCUGGGGUCCAAACUGCACAAACGAGUGUCCAGGAAGUGGUCUGACACCUUGUAACAACCAUGGAGUUUGCAGCCAGGAUGGAGCAUGUGCCUGUGAGAUGAACUGGUCUGGAAGUAAUGACUGUGGCACUUGCUCAAAUGGCUGGAUAGGGAGAGACUGCUCUGUAGUCACAUCAACUACGUCCAGCAUAUCCCAGUCAAUCCUUUAUGGGCAAAUCCUAAGCUUUGGUACAUUUACCUUUUUUGAUGGCAUUACCAUUUUCGGACAUCAAGAGGGUUCCUACCUUCUUCUCAGUCAUGUACAAUUCCAAUUUUCCUUGACCAUUCGUGAAGUCAUGUGCGUUGAGGUAUCGGGAAGCAUGUCAUGCUUUGACAGCAUUUACAUCACAUAUGGAGGAACAGAAGUUGUAAUCCUCGCAUCGCUACUGAGCACUGAUGGUGGUAUGAGCCACAUCAUUGUAAACCACCAAACACAACCAGUGGAUCACAUGAUGGUAAUCGCAGAGAAUGUCCAGAUCAGUCGUGAAGAUAGUACAACCUACUUGCUGUCAUUCAUUGACAUUGACGUACACGUAUCACUCGUUGUCCCGAGCGGACACCUCCAUGUGAGUUUAACCGUACCAGCUGCAUUCUGCCAUGAUUCACUGGGCAUGUUUGGAAACUGUGGCAAUUCCACCCUCGAUAAGAUAUUAGCAGCGUCAUGUCUCAAUGAGCCUGUCACCUGCAACCCACAGAUAUCCCAAUCAGCUGUGGACACUUUCCUUGCCGGGUAUGAAGUGCCUUCCUAUAUCAAUGUUACCAAUGUCGAAAAUCUCGUCCCUGUUACUGCAGCAGGUUUCUGCUUAUACUUUGAAGACAGCAUCAUCACCUCCCAGCCUCUCCAUCAAUUUCCCACAACAACUUUCACAUUUGAAAUGCUGGUCAAGCCUGUCUCUUAUGGUGGGACAAUCCUAUCCUACACAACAUCUCAAGUUUUUGCCAUUCUCAACAUUGCAACAGGAAUUGAAAUACACAGUGGUGUAACAGUACACACCACAAGUCUUGUCCUGGAACUUGAAGUGUGGAACCAAAUUGCCUUUGUGUGGCGCCCUGAAUUGAACUUGCUUGAGUUCUACCUUUUCAACGCAGAAGGCCAGGUGAGCAUCAAUGCAUUCUAUCUAGAAGCUGGUGUCUUCAAUGGAGGUGGUACCCUUGCCUUUGGUCAAUGGUAUGCAAGUAGCCCAGACACAGUACCCGAUGCAGCCAUCUCUGUAUUUGUCGGAAUGAUUGAUGAGAUCCGCAUAUGGGAGGGACCAGUCAAUCCAUCCAUUGUUGCAGCAAACUGGGGAGUGAACGUGAGACCAAGAGCCCCGGACCUUGCCAUGCUCUGGUCUCUUAAUGAAGGUAAAGGUGAAAUUGCUGGAGAGUCAGAGACUGGGCAGCAUCUAUACUUCCCAACUUAUAAUCACCCAACCUGGGUUGUCUCUGAUGCUCCCAUCUCAGGAGAAGAGGAUUCCCCAAGUCUUGUUCUAGACCCAUCAAGCACAGAUACUGGCAACUCCUCUUCAAACAGUACAUCUCCAGAAGAUGCUGAUGGAACAUGUAGGGAGUUAAUCUUCUCCAAACCAUUGAGACAAGAGUGCUCUUUGCUUACUAACAGCACAUUUGACACCUUUUACCAGCUUUGUGUCAUGGAAGUAGCUCUAACUGGAGACAAAGAAGUUGCAGAGACUGUUGCUGAAGCCCUGGUUGCCUACUGUGAUAAUGUUCUUGAAGGGACAACUAUUCCUGACAACAUUCUGUGUGGUGACACCUGCCCUGCUGCCUGUGUAUUCGGAGAGCAGCUACAGUCAGAUCCGUCCAUGUGCCAGUGUUUCCAUGGUUACUGGGGUACAGACUGCUCACAUCCUUGUCCAGGAGAAAUCAUCAACACUUGUGGCAAUCAUGGCAUAUGCAAUGCCGACAGCGGAGAAUGUGUUUGUGAAGAAGGAUGGGAUGAAAUCAGUGCUUGCAUACAAUGUGAAGUUGGAUUGGUUGGCUCAGACUGCAGUGUUGCACACCUCAAUACAACAGUAAGGCCAGCAAGUCAACAGACCAGCAGUAUCACCAUUGGAGUUUUCACUGUUUUUGGUUACUUCCAUGUUACAACCUUUGACGGAGCUGCAUUUGAGCUCAUGACAGCUGGUGCCUACUCUGCAUACAUAUUCAAUGGAUUAUCUGUGCAGUUGUACGCAGUACCAUUCCCAGACAUGUGGCAUGUGCAGGUCAUUACUGAAAUAUCAGUAAGCUAUGGAGGUCUCACCAUCUCAGCCUCAUUGUCAUCCGUCACCAGUAAUCAAAUUGUGGUGCAGAAGAAUGAUGGACAAGGAUGGCAGACUGUUGUGGUUGGCACAACAUUUUCCCACCAAAGUGUUACAGUAGAGUGGAUCAGUUCUGACAUAGUGGAAGUAACCUACCAGUCAACUACUGUGUACAUUGUGAUGAUUGCUGACAUUCUAUCUCUGGGUAUUCUUGCACCUAAAGACGAACUUGCCACUGGCUUGUGCGGUCCAUUUGAUGGGAAUCUGAUCAAUGACUUGACUGACCUACCGAUGAAUCCUGUUGAUGUGAUUGCAUUUAUGGACAGCACUCUUUCACAGCCAUACUUGGAAGGAACUCUAGGUCCUGAACACCAGGUUGAUAUACCAGACAACCAUCUACACCUGGUACAAACUACAGUUGGUCUAACCACUGGUUAUCUCCUACAUGUUGACGGCAAUCAUGUCUACAUUGAGAAUAUCGGAGUUAUCGUUCUCCACCAGCUGACAGUUGGAGUGUGGGUCAAGCUUGAUGUCACUACAGCCACGCACACCAUCUAUGUGGUCAGUUCACAAAGAGGGGAGAUCGCCCUGCUUGUUGUCAAUGGCCACCUUGAGAUCUUUUGGCAAGGCCACACUUUCCCAACAACACUUCAGGUGACAACAAGCAUCUGGACAUACAUCUGUGUCACAUGGAGAGAGUUUGAUGGAAGACUAGAGCUGUUGCAAUUCUAUGAAGGUUAUGAGUACAGCUUCUCCCACACAGUUGGAACUGUGGGGCAACUGACGCUCAGUGGUAGCGUAAGCAUUGGACAGUAUGUUGUCGCAGGCAUCACAACACCAGGUAGAGAUUUUGUGGGGGAUGUGGACAACCUUAUGGUGUGGUCUUAUGUCCUUCAUCGAGAAGAAAUCACAGAGGUUCGUACCACAUGCCCAGUGGAGGAGAGGCCUGGACUUGUGUUUAGCCUAACACUGGAUCAGGGACAUGGUGAAGAGUUUUCUGUUGACAUUAACACACCAUCAACAAACUCUAGAACCAGGACCAGCACCCAAGUGGUUUUAGUUCCAUCUGAUUCACCACCAGAAUGGCGACCUUCUGAUGUGCCUGUGAACUGUGACCCUUUUGACAACCCUCCUGACAGAAACAACACUAUCAAAGAUGAGGCAGUGAAUAUUUGUGAUGACCUUUUCUACACUGGUAUACUUGCAACUUACUGCCAAGAUCUGGCAGCUGCUAUGAUGUUCUACCACAGGGCCUGUGUACAUGACGUGUCUGUAAGUGGGGACAUCGGACAUGCAAACGUGUCUGUGAAUAUGUUUGCUCUCCACUGCAAGACCGUGCUCAACUUGGAUGAAUGCAAAUUUGAGAAUUACUUCAACUUCUGUAGGGAAGAAGCUGACUGGGAGUUACCACUGUGGGUCAUCAUACUCAUUGUCAUCGUCGUCUGUCUGAUUGUCUUCAUCUGCUGCCUGUGCUUCAUCCUUUUUGUAAAGAAGAAGAACAAGAAAAGGAAAGCAAACAUGUCUGUUGUUGACCUGGCUUAUGUCAUAAACAACCCUACAUUUGAGGAGCUUGAAUGGGAUGAAGAUGACACUCGGACUGUGCGUGACAAGAAAACAAUAGUGGAGACCACGUCAGUUGCACCGCUGUUGAAACUGCUCCCGGAUCCCCUACGGCAGAGCUGGGUGGGGGAGGAGGGAGAGCCGAGGUUUGGAGAGGAACCGGAGGAAGAUGGCACGUCCAAGAUGGGAAGUAGGAUGAGUCUCAGAGAUGGUGCUUGUGGUACUGAUGAACCUCAUGCAUCAAGUAGUGGGCAAGUACCCAAGAGGAAGAAGCAAAGGAAGAGGAAAAAUGAAGUGGAGGAGCUUUGCCUUCCAGAGCCAAAAGAGCAGACAAGUGGGAAAGUUGUCCUUCCUCCACUUAAGGGUAUGGAAAGAAGUGGAGAGGGGGAUGAUGUCAUCUCAGACAUGAGUGAACCAGCAUUUGGCUCUACAGCUUCUCUUCUGCCACGGGACAGUCCACGUCAGCUCCUUCCCAGUCAGCACCCACCUCUUGGAAAAUCUCCAGUUAUGUUUGAAGAGACUAGAGGGGACAGUGAGUGUGUUCCAUCACCGUUUGUACUGCCUCCACCACUGCCAGCACCUGGGGGGCCAACAAAAUCAACAACCAUCCUCCCCCCUCUAUCUGAUGACAAAGAAGAGAGCAUGAUGAGCCCCAUGAGUAAAGAUGGUACCCAUGAUGCUCCACCUGUAAGACCAAGGAGACGACGGUAUAAGAAGAAAGAGAAAGGGGAGUCUCCUCGGGACCCUACCAUUCAAAUGUGCAAGCCUGUAGGGACAAACGACUUCCCCAGAGCUGCAUCAGAAGAAGGGGAUUUACCAGUGGAGCUUCCGGAGAUACAAAAGGGUCAUCCAAAGAUGCCAUGGAAACGGCCCACAACACCCACAGGCCGCCCAGAAACUCCCAACAGUCGACCUACAAGUGCAACAUCCAGACCCAGGUCGGGGAGAAAGGUAGCACCAGAACCAGCUCUGCCAGCUGGAAGUGAGAGGAGCCCCCGUCAGCUUCCCUCAUCACCCGCAGAAUUCACCUCUAGCUCCAGACCACCACAACCAGCAAAGAUGGUUUCAGCAUGGGAUAUGUCAUCAGACCAGCCGGACAUUGAGAUGGACAACAUCAAAACAACUAAAGAGCAUGCCCUCCCGCCUCUGACAAAGCCACCUGUCCAUGAUAUGUUCUCUCCAUCACCCACAAAGAACCCAACCAGAAGGACAACCUACAGUGGCCCAGUGUUCCAACCUGAUCCACAAUUGUUUGGGGCCAUACCUGAAAAGAAUUCAGAGUCCAGAAAUCUGACCUUUGUUGCUGGGACGUGUGCUCCAAUAUCAGAUGAGGAGGAGCAGGAGGAGGAAAUUAUCAUUCCCAUAGAACAGACUGCUGAGGAGAAAGCUAAAGCAGUGGAGGUAACAACCAGGAAGAUGUCACAGAAGAAUGAGGCUCGCAAGAAAGCCCGCAUGCUGGAAGAUCGCAGCUCGGCAUGGAAAAGCAUCUUACUGCCUCUGGACAGUGACGAGGAACUUGUUUAAAAAGUGGACCAAACAGAGAAUUUGUAAACCUUUUAUUAGCAGUUAAGCAGGUUUUUGUGUGAAAAAGAACAAUGCUACCAAAUUAGUGAUUAAGAUUCCUAUAAAAUGUUAGCCAAACAAAAAAUGUGUGAACUAAUAAUUUGAGUAAAGACCAUUAGAUAUGUAUACACUACAUACAAAAGUUGUACUAAGGCUUUUUGUAUUAAGUUAAUCAUAUACUACUAUAUGUCUGACAAAUGAAUUUAGAAAAAUAGUGAAUAACAAUUCUUUGUUUAUGUCUAUGCAAGGCUUUCUCAAUUCAGCCGAGAGUGAUAUUUGCGUGAAGUGUAUUGCAAACUAGUUAUAGUUUUGUUAAGAAGGAGUGAUAUAUAUGUUAGGAAAUAAGUUUAAGCAGUAAUAGCUUGUGUUUGAUUUAUGGAGAUAGUGAGCUAAACCUAUGCAGUUGCCUUUUGCUGCAUUCAUAGAUAGGCCUAGUAGUUGCAGUGACAAAUUUGUUCUCUUAUGCACACUUUUUUUGCACUUCCAUAUUGUUUGUUGCAUUUGUAGACUGGUCUACAGGAGUAUACUAUACAAAAUUUCGAAUUCAGUUUGUUUCUUAUUAACUGAUUUAUUGGUUGAUUGAUUGUAAUGCAAAUCAUUUUAGCAUAUGUUUGAAUAAACAACAUUUGGGUAAGCCACGAUAGAUGAAUGAUGAAAGUAUUUUACAUUUGUUUUUAAAAUUUCAAAAUAGAUGUCAAGGAUCACUGUUGUUUCAACUAAACCUGCAUCUUCAUUAAAUUGUUUGUAUAAGCUGACA